Molecule: messenger RNA, 84974 nt
Organism: Xyrichtys novacula (pearly razorfish)
Lineage: Eukaryota; Metazoa; Chordata; Actinopteri; Labriformes; Labridae
Source: the annotation of a GenBank genome assembly
UGAGGUUUGAUGUGCCUCUUUUAUUGGUUUGCGUCACCUCAUGUCAGUUGAAGUUAAGGUCCAAAAAUGUCGCACUUUGCACCCCAUCUGAAGCACAUCAGUUAUCUACUCUACUCUGUCUACUCAGAGGCCCACUUUCCCAGAAGAGGCCCACUCUCCCAGAAGUUUUUACAGCUUUUAACUGAGAUCUACUUGUGUUUUUAUAAUUCAGCUCAAUCUUUGAUGUGGCCUGGUUCGCUCACUCACUACAUGGUAACAGAAUAUUUUUCCUGCGUUCUGGGUUACACCGAUGACGCAGAGGUGAUGUGUUGUCGCUCCCCUGGCAGUCAAACACCGAACCAUCAGUGGAACUAAGCCUUCUUUGUACUUGCUGAUGAUGAAAGUUUGUUGGAGCAUUACAAUGACAUCUGGCAGCGACACCUUGCGUGUGUAGCAGCGAGGACGGGCUGUAGCCGUCUGCAUGUGUGGUGUAAAUCAUCUGAGAAGAAUGAAAUCUUUUAUGACAUGGGAAGCUGUGUGCUACUGGACACAGCAUCCCCUCUUUCUGCUGUUACAUAAUGAAUAUGCAUAUGGCUGGGUCUGUGUGUCCCUGUGUGUGCUGAUGUGUGCGUGCGUGUGUGGUCGUAUGUGAGCUUAGUCAGACUCCUCCAGAUCUCUGCCUCCGCAGAUUAAUAUCUGCAGUCCACAAAGGAGCCCUGUGUGCCUUGCAGGACAGACUCUCAGGACAAUGAAUCCACUGUCUGACAACACCCUCUCCCACUCAAGCUAACUGAUACCAAGCCCUUAGUCCUGAGAUUAGAGGACCCUUAGUCUUCCUGCUCUAACAGUGAUAAUUGAAUGACGGGGCCAUGCUCUGAGCGUUCUCAAAGCUGUCCCCCGAGUCAUUCAUCUUGACUGCACGACAUUAAAUCAAGCGGGCUGAUAGCUUUGGCACUUUGUUAGUGCUACUACCAACUUCAUCGAUGAUAAAAGGAGACCAUUACUUGAGUUGUCUGUCUUUGUUUAUUUAAAACAGAAAUAAGACGCCAUAGAUACAAAAAAUCUCGAGUUUGCCAGGCCAUGAUGCAAUCCCAACACCACGGCGUGUUUUGUUUGACUUUUUGUUCGCCUGAUUUAAAGCAUAAUUGAUUAUGUAAUAAAUACUGAAAGAGUCAGAAAGAGAGAGAGGGGGGGUCCUCUCAUUACAAAAGCAAUCCUGCCAUUGUAUCUACCCUGUUUUCUCAUUAGUCACACUCAUAUGCACUGAACAUUGAGAUUUCUUUCCCCUCUCUGUGCAACUGACCCCUGCCUGAACUGGAAACUGCUGUUCAUCACUGUACAGUAUGUGGCCUUCUGUUACAGUAGUGGAGGAGGGAAGAGGAGCUAUUUUAAAACCUCCUACUGUGGAGGAGGCUCACAUGUAUCCUCCCUGCAAAGCAUGUGGACAGUUUGGCCAGUACAGACGUAUUAAAUCCCUGAUAUACAGUAGAUAGACAAAUAAAGGUAGAUGCAGUAAUGAGUGCUGUAAAAGUAGACUCAAAUGUAGUGUAUGUGUCUGUUUGUAUGUGGGCCUGAACUGGAGAGACCUCGCAUGUGUGGUCAUGGCUGAAACGGGUGUGAGAGGAUGAGAGGAGGCAGGAGAAAGAGGUGGAGACAUACAGUUCAGAGAGAAUAAGAGCGGUGGAAAACACAAAAUAACUGGAGGCAGCCUGCUGGGUAAUGAAACGAGUGUUUGAACUUUCACAGGGUUGUACAUGUUUUUCAAAAUGACUCAACACUCGCACCGGUGCCAAACUGAAGGCAGAAUAAAAAGAGAUUAAAUAUACCAGCAUGUACAGUCUACUACCACUAACACAAAAGCUAUAUGUGUCUGGAUGUGAGACUUCAAGCCAAGAAGAUGUUGGCUAAGUUUUGAAAGGGGUUCUGGGAGAUGUAAGCAGAUGAAAGACUGUUUAAUCUGUUCUUCAAAAAAAAAAAAAAAAAAAUAGACAGUUUAUGAAGCUGAUGGCUCAUAUAAGUUGGCGCUUUUUAGCAAAAUAAAUUAUGUAUAGAGAUGAUUAAGCCAUAUGGCAAUUCAAAUUUGCUACUCCACAGAUGUGAGAGGAAUAAGACUGUAGAUGUGGAACAGUCAAAGCCUCUCAGGUGCCAUGUGAAAGAUUAAGAUACAGAAAGCCUGAGAAAAAAAAAAAAGAAAGCAACUAGCAAUUUCAGUGGGUGUCUGGGAAUUGCUUCUCUGCUAUACCUACUCCUUCUAUUGGGGGUUAAUUCAGUUGAAGGUUUUCUACAGAUCUCUUUACCCGAAUUAACUCAUUAACUCUAACUAUCCUAGCCGUGGCAACCCAGCCGUGUUAGGCCACAAGGUCUUGCACCUCUCUGGUAAAUCUCUGGUCCUCUGUAUUCAACAGCCUUUCUGUGCUGCUUCCCUUGGGCCCAACCCACUCACUGCCAUCUUUGGAAAUGCACGAAAGAAAGCAAAAGCAUUCUGUUUCUUCAUAGCAUAGACUUAUUCUAAUGAACUGGAAAUCUAAUAACUCCCUUUCCCUGCAGGAGAGGGGUACGGGAACUGUUACCCUCGCUCCAUCUUGAGGAAAUUGGACAAAGAUUGAGCAGGUUUCCCGGCAAGUUUACCAAAGUGUGGCCUUCGUUUAUUGAGUACAUACAGGAACCAACUCUCAGCUAAUAGAUGCUCCCUUGGUUAACUUGCUGAUUCUGUUGAAAAUGGAAAUGCACUGCUGGAUCCUGUGGUUUUUUGCUCUCUCCUCACACACACAAAAAGUAGUAUGAGAAACUGCAGUUAACAAAAGACUCAUGGGGAGUUCAUGGACACAGUUGCACAUAACCAGGCCAGUAAUCUGACAAGAAAAGGUGAAAAAAAACUUGUUUGCCCUGAGGGUAGAUUUCAUCCAGGUUGGGAAACAACAGGAUGCUGUUUGGGGUAAAGGCUAUUUUGUGCAACAAUUGGGUCGACUCUGUUGCAGGCAAGGGGCAUGCAGUCAUUAGACAGUUAUAAAAAUGACGAAUGAAAGACCAGAACAUCAGAAGGGAUGAAACAAAGCUGAAAACUCCAUAAAUACAGCUAUUAAAAAGUUUCUUUUCAAAAUGCAGUGAGGGACUUUUGGUUUGAGGGCAACACAGUGGUGUAGUGGUUAGCACUGUCGCCUUACAGCAAGAAAGUCCUGGGUUCGACUCUGGGUCAGGGCGUUCCUCUGUGGAGUUUGCAUGUUCUCCCUGUGUCUAGGUGGGUUUACUCCAGGUACUCCGGUUUCCUCCCACAUCCCCAAAACAUGCAGAAGUGGGUUUAGGUUAAUCGGCCACUUUCAAAUUUUACAUAGGUGUAAAUGUGAGCAUGGAUGGUUGUUCGUCUCUUUAUGUUAUCCCUGCGAUGAACUGUGCAGAUUUUGGUGCCCUCUCUGUCAAUCCGUAUAAUUAGCCUUAGUGUUGAUGGUAUUGUUUGCUUUUGAAAAACAAAAGGAGAAAUCCAUAUUACUUUUAGUGUGUUUCUCACUAAAUGCAUAGAGAGGUAUAGUAACUCUUUUAGUCUAAAAUAAGCUGCGUUAGAUCCUUCUCGUAGACAGAAUACACUUUCUGCAGGUGUUCUUCCAUUCAGUGCACCAUGUGAUUGUCCCGCUAGCAAAAGCACUUCACUUUAGUGAUGUCUUUACAUUUACUGACUGAUGUUUUAAUAAUCCGAAUACAUUCAAAACAUAUUUAUUAUUUAUUUUGACAGAGAGUAGAGCUGGUAUUUAAGACAGCUGAAUAGCUGAUAUAAAUUGAUAUGCCCUGGGUGUAAAAAGGUGUAAAAUUUAGCACUUUAGAGGCCCUGGUUUGGCUCAAUGGUUAAUGGAGGCUUUAGUCUUUAAAAAACCAUGGGUUCAAUGAACUCUUUGCUUUUAACUGCGUGUUAUUGUCUUUAUUACCUUUCAUUUUUAUCUACUCUAUCCACCAUUAUAUCUCUCAAUAAUGGCUUAAAAGCUAAAAGAAACACUCUUGAUAUCAGUGGAAUCUUUGUUCAUGUUUUCUUGAGGGUCUUUUUAUCCCUUUAUCGAGUGGACAGGAGAGCGGAUGGUGCCAGAAAGGGAAACGAGAGCAAAGGAUGACAUGAAGCAAAUGCCCAAGGGUAGGAACUGGACUCAGGACCAUUUCGGCUAUAGCCUGUGUAUAUGGGGCGUGCAGUGUAACCACUUAGCUUCACCAGUGCCCAAUACCAGUGUAAUUUUAUGAGUACUGGCAUUGCAAUCUUUCAAACGGUACUUAGGCUUUGGAGUGUAGCACACUUUUGGAAACACACAGCACUGUUCACCUCCUUGAUAGAUCCCUCAAAUGAUAAUAUUAAGCAAGUCUUCUCCAGCCGUAAUUGAAAAUGAUGUCUUCAGCUAAGCUCUUUAUUAAUUAAAACCAUGUAAUUUUGCUAUUGGGACCUGAAAUAUUUAAUAACUAUAAAUAAUUCUGCUUGAGUAGAAGAUUUUCACAUUUAUUCUCUGUGUUAACCUAAAAAAAAUACUUGAAACUCCUGAAAUUUUGUGCAAAUUUAAACAGUAGUGAACAGCUACUCCAGUUAAAAGGAAAACCCAAAUCUAAAAACAAGCAGCAUCAGCGCUUCAACUUGAGUGCACGACAAAUAAAACAGCACAGUAUAUUUCAGAGGGCAUUUAUAUGCAUGAGUCAUCAGCUGAGUCAUACUGUUUCUAUCUAUGAUGCUGAGGCAAAGAUGAGUUUUAGGCCACUAUGUUCCCCACACAGUGCCCUAAGCCGAGCUAACCCCUCCGCGCCCCCUCUCUCCCCUGGCUACUGUUUGAGCAGACUAAGGGUUAAAAGAGGUCCGUAGGAGAGGGGAGUCUGGGAACAUUUUUGGGGCCAGAGUCUCUGCUGUGGUAUGUUUGGAGGGAAUUGCUGCUGAAGGUUGGGUUGCAGUAGAAGUGUAAGAUUUGACCACAUUUGAGAUUCUCAUCCAGCCCGCAGAUUGAUUUGGCUUUAUUACAUUUUUGGCAGAUUCCAUCUUUUCCCUGGCCAACAGUGCAAAUCAAAAGUAAAACUGCUGUCUGAAGGUGCCAAGCACUACGCGGCUCCCUGCUGUGCACGCAAACAAGGAUCUCUUCUGCUACGUCUCUUGUUCUUUCAGGUACCAUUCACUUUACAGCCAUAAAUAAAAGCAUGUUGCAUAAGGCCCUCUUUGGUCAUCAGAGGGGUAAGGGAGGGUCAGAGAGGAGACUUGACUCACAGCAGUGCUUUUACAAAGGUUUGAAGAGGCAGACUGUGGUUUUACAUGCUGGAUUUCAAAGAUAGUGUUUCAUCCUGACAGUAUUUUAAUAAAAAGCAAAGAAUUCACUGUCUGGAACCACAUAAAUGUGACCUGAAAAUCUUUUAAAGGAAUGUUGUGUCAAGGGAGAAAGUACUUUAAUCCAAAUAAAACUUGGUAUAAGCUUUAAACUGCCUUUGGGGUGCAAAAUUUAAGAGAUAAAAUUGAUGUUCAUGGAAGAAAAAGAGACCAUUUUACUGUCUUUUUGAGUUCUUGUAAUUUGCAGUUUUAUGAUUCUUUAGGUUUGCCUGUUAAAAUCCAUGGCUCUCACUGUCAGUGCUGAUGUAAAUAAUGGAUACCACGUAAUUCUUGUAAGUAAAUAAAACAUAAUAAUUAAGGCUGUUAUAGACUAUCAGUUAGAUCAGAUUUCUAAUUUACAUGCAGGAUAUGAUAUCAAUAUUUCAAUAGAAUAGCUAUGCAUUUUUUAAGUGACUGAAUUUUCACUACAAAUUAUGCCAUAAAUAUUCACCAGGAUGCAGGGAAUCCAGUCUAAUAUGCUCAAAAUGUCCCCCCUACCCCUCUACCACUGCUAAAAAAAUCCAUAGAUUGUUUUCUGAAAUUGCUAAAAGGUCAUUUGGUCUACACAAUUAUGUCUCAACUUUCAGCUUUUUUCCGCCCCAUUGUGAUGACUUUACAUUGAUUGUUUUAUCAACACAACACAUACCCAGAGAUACCCAGAGAUUUCGAAUUCUUAAUAUCAACCACAACUGUCAAGCAAAGCAGCAGAUAAUUAAAAAAAGUCACGUCUGGAGACAGCUUGGCAUUCAAGUUAAAAAAUGACUGACAUGUCAAUUAUCAGAAUCUCAGCCAAUUACAUGUAUGUCAUUUGAACUAUUGAUUAAUUGACUGAUUAUUUCAGCUAUACCGGCAAUCCAAAUGUAGAUUUCAUUGAAGCCUUAGGAAAUCUAGAGCACUGAAAUCACUGCCUUGGUAAUGCUGCACUACUGCCUUAUGGUCAUGUUUAUAGACUGUUUUUAUUUACUCUUAUUUAGUGUAAAUAUUGUUACAGUAUUUGUAUUCGUAGAAUGUGUACUGUGUUUCACUGGAUUAAUAAGGUAUCUAUCUAUCUAUCUAUCUAUCUAUCUAUCUAUCUAUCUAUCUAUCUAUCUAUCUAUCUAUCUAUCUAUCUAUCUAUCUAUCUAUCUAUCUAUCUAUCUAUCUAUCUAUCUAUCUAUCUAUCUAUCUAUCUAUCUAUCUAUCUAUACUGGCAAUCCAAAUGUAAAUUUCACUGACGCUUUAGGAAAUCUAAAUCACUGAUUAAACUCAUUAAUAACAUAUUAAAUUGUCCCUCUAAUUGCUUGGAUGAUUAAAAUAUGAUUUGUCCUUUCUGCAUGCUUUUCCAUACGUGGUUAUUACUCAAUGAAACACAUUUUCUGUACAAUCAUAGAUAGAUAGAUAGAUAGAUAGAUAGACUUUAUUGAAACCGGGAAAUUCCCAUGUUAAAGCAGCAAUAAAAACACAAAAUAAAAUUAAUAUUAGAAGUAUGUACAACACAGUCUAAAUAUACUAAAUAUAUACAAUAAAUACAGACCAAAUAUACUAAACAUCCUAUCCUAGGGCUUAUUUAUUCUAUAUAUUUUACCUGAAAACAGACAUAUUGAUCUAAAAUGUAUGCGACCAGUACGUUAACAUUAUUCGCGUUGCUAUAAAUACAGUGGGAAAUUCCCUAUGACACUGGUUUGCCUUUGAGAAGCGCGCACUAUUUAACAGCACGUCCUUUUAUUCCGCCUGUGCGGAUUGAUCCACGUGUGUGAGAAGGCUCUGCUUGUCAGUCAGACUUUGAACAGAGCACUGGCGCUCAUCAUCUCUACUAAUCUCUGGCGCUGCCUGUCAUCAACGACGCUGCUGCUGCUGCUGCUGCUGACAGUUUUCACCGACGAGCUCAGAUUUCUUCGUAGAUUAGGAUGAACAGUUACUGAGAAAACAAGGCAGGAAAACCCGGGGGGCAACACCGUAGGGACCGAGUGGAGAUUAGACGUUAGCUUCGCCGUUUAACGGUUACUCGGGAGUUGCGAUGGUCCAGUCAAGGGAUAUUUUUCUAGCCUUGCUUCUUGUGGGCUGUACAGGUAAGAACACGUUUCAUUCAGUCCUUACUCUUUCUGCUUUUUACACUUGAAUGAGUCCUUUAUUUAUUCGCUUUAAAUUCCCUACCCCCCUGCCCUUUAUUAAUGUACAGGCAUCCCCUCUCCUCCCCCGGUCGUCCCUCUCUCUCCCUCCGCCCGCACGCGCCCUGGGUACCAGGUGUAACGUUAACGGUACUGCGACUGCUGCUAAUUAGCUUAGAGGCGUCGAGCUGGAGGGGGGAUGUGUGUUUAAAAGUAAAGACAGCUUUGCAGCUAAUGUGUCAGAGUACCAUUUUCUCUGGACACACACAUUCUUAGUGCACCAUGUAUAAGGCUGCUCCUUGCGUGACCAGACUGUGCGCUGAGUUGGCGUUAUAGUACAAUAAAUAAAACAUGAUGUUACUCUGGAGGGAGAGGAUAUUCAUCUUUAGGUGUUGAUGAAGAUGUUUGAUUUAAAAUGGUGGUAACUGUUUUUAUUUUUGGUCCUUUUUUUUGUUACUCCUCUCCUCUUGGAUGGGACGUGUCUUGUUGUUGUUGAUGGGGGAGUGAUGCUGGGCUCCCUACACACACACACACACACAGCCUCCUGGGUUUAGUCACGGUCUCCCUGUUAAAGGUACAUUGUGCAAAAUAAACACGUGGUGAUAUGAAGUGUGACCUUCUCUAAUGAGCACAAGUAAUUGCAUUAAGAAUGAUUUUUUUGACCAUGGAUGCUUUAUUAGAUAUAAAGCAUAAAACAAGCUCCUGUUGUGGGACUUUGUCGGUUGAUUUUGUGUGUCUGGCACACUGAUACACAGCAUGCACAACUUCUACUCUGAAUCAUCUCUUAUGUAAUCUGAAGCCACGAUAAAGGCUCUGAAACGAGAUCCUCUAAGUUGAUAAAAAAUGUGUCCUUAUGUAAGUCCAAAUGAGGGGGAGGUGUGUCAAAUUACAUUUGUAAUAGCCUUUACACGCCCAUUGUAUUAUUUAUUUAUUAUUAAAUUCAGUAAUUCGUCAUGUACUCAUGGUUGGAGUAGUCCUCUCAGUUCAGGCUCAGGCUCUUUUCGUGGGAUAGCCUUUUAAUCCUUUAUGUACGAUCCAAUGUGUGCAGGGGUGUUCCUCAGGCAGGAGAGGGAGUGGAGCCCUCCCUGCAUUGUAAUGAUAAUGCAAUUUCUCUCGGGUCUAAUGGAACAUUUGAUGUUGAAAUGUGAAUUUGCAAGACACUUAUGAUUCCAUUCAGUCUCCUCCUGCGCUAUAAUUUAAUUUAAGCAUAUUCUAUUAUUGUAUUUGACACAUGCACUCAUUAUUUUCUUAUGUUUGUCCUGACUGGUGCGUUUAACUAAAACAUUUGGCAGAGCUGUUUUGAGCAACUUGCAUGCAUAUUUAGAAAACCUGUUUGAUCCGUGAAGGUAUUACAGGAAAUUCUAAUUUAAUGAAGAAAAAUUGAGAAGCUUCAGCCGCUGUUGAUCCUUGAUUUUGUUAGAAAUGGAUUUCUUGCUGUACUUUGUAUUAGAGCAUCUGUAUGUAAAUGGGUUACCACUCCAAAUAGGGGCCUAUAUGGAUUCUUUGGGGCCGAUACAAAAAAUCUGAUUACCGAUUAAUCGGCAGAUUCUUUAAAUUUUUUAUUACAUUAUGAAAUAUAUAUAUAUGUACUGUAGAAACCACAGUAUACUAUAUAAUGUAGAUAUACUGUUGGCUACUGCUCUUCAUGCCAACAGGAAGACUGAAUGAUCAAACUCGGACCAGAAAAGCGUUUUCAACUAACCCCCCACCACUGAUCGGUACUUCAGUAAGAGAAGUAGCUGAUCACGAAUGUGUAUUGUUGUUUACUCUACCGUUACUGGCACGGCUAACAGUGUAGCAAGGCUAAUAGCAGGUGGCUAACUCUAACUUUAGCUUGCAUAUUACAUGGUGCAGUCGGCGUGACCAAGACCAGCACAGCGGGGAACAUGGUGAAGUGGGUUGGACUGAAACUUGUUGACUUAUUGUGUAUUUCACAAACUGGUUUAUUUACCGUUGAGGCGGACCACUCUCUCCGUGCGUCCCUGAGCUGCCUGCUUCAGAUCCGUCACUCUGCUGUGCUGUGAGGUAGUUAGUGGAUGAAGAUUGUCAUGAGGUCGCUGCGCCAUCUACAGGAUAAGUCGGGGGAUCCUUUCAAAUGGCCGAACAUUUUGGAAGUUAAACCGAAUCUUAUUCUCUGCAUUUUAUUUCUGAAAAUAUCAGCGAAAAUCAGCAAGGUUUUGGCCGAUUACCAAUUACUCUUGAAUGGGCUAAAAUUUGGUCCUAUUACUUUGUGUGACUUUUUUCAAGGGCAUCUGUAUAUUAAUGGGUUACCACUCCAAAUAGGGGACUUGUUAGGUCAUUAGUGGAACUUUUUAAUGUGAUGUGGUUGUGAGGCAGUUGAAUCUGGCCGAAUCUGACCUAAAAUGACCAGCAUUCAGAUUUUUAUCUGUCAAAAACACACAAAGAUCUUCUAGUUAUCAUCAUUUUUUUCUAUUGAGAAUUGUGAUUGAUCAUCUUCAUCGUAGGGAAUUUGCUGAUGGAAGGAUGUACCUGUCUGUAGGAAUGGGAAUUGAUACGAUUUUAUCGAUAUCGUUGCCAUUAAAGGUGCUGCUUAUCAAUUCAAUUCUUUAACGAUCCCCUUAUCAAUGCCUUUCUUUGAUUUAAAAAAAGUAGACUAUAGGUUUUCAAUGUUAACUCAAAAUUUUAUUGAGUCUUUGAUAACAAAAAAAGAUGUAGUCUAAAAAUAAUUAAACAAACUAUUUGUACAACACCUACUUGGUCGGUAUUAAGUUGAAUCAGGGUGACCAUACUCUGGAUCUCCAAAAAGAGGACAUGGCUACACGGGAUGGAGUUGUGUGCAAAAUUUUGAGGUUUUUUUUACUUGCUUCUAACUCAGUUAGUCCACGCUACACAAACUCAAAAAUUCCAUACAAGACUCGUAGUCAUCUUUUUCAGUAAAAUGAAGCCACGCUUUGGAUCGUUUCUGCCUACUAUUCCUUACCAUCCGCCAUGUUUUUUCCUCAAAGUCUCUGUUCUCCUUUGCGAAGCCCAUUUUCCAAAGUACCCGGGAGAAAGGAAUGGAUUGAACCAUUUGGAACCGGUUCUCGAUUCCCAUCCCUACUUGUUUGUCAUGUACAACAUUGUCAUUUUAAAGACUUCACAACUCGUGUGUAACAUCAGAUGAUAAAAACUUAUGUGUGGACAGGAAAAUUCAUAACAGCUGAAGUGUCUUUGGAAAAGAAAGAAAUCUGCUGCCCUACAGUUCAACAGUAAUCAGUUAAGGACAAGUAGACAAUGGAGGUUUAACUAUGAUACCUUGUAAAAAUAGAUUUAACGGAGAUUACUACAUAAUUCCUGUGUUGUUGAGUCUACAAUAGAUCAUCCCCAUUCUGUUCUUACAUAAAGUAGAUAGCCUUUCAUAAACGGAUCAUUUCCCACAUAACUCGUACCCCAUCUCUUUAGCUUAAACAUUUGUUUUGUAUUAGUGUUUUAACUCUACAUUUUUUGUGGUGGUUUUUAUGGUCUGCAUAAAAGGUAUUUUCAAUGUCAACUUUGGAGUGGGAUGUAAAUGAAAUAAAUCCUUUAAUAGAGGAUUAGCCACCUUUCUCUGCUCUCUCCUCUCUACCGGUUGCAUGCUGUUGAACCCCCUGACAUAAUUAUUAAUUGAUACACUUCAAUCUGAUAUCUGGAAUAUGAGAGAAUUUCCACACUGCCUCUGACAAAAGGGGUGAAAUAUAACCUUCAGAAAUCCAAGCAGAAAAAUGAAGCAAACCUGGGCAGAGGGGGGGAGGUGAGAGAUGAGCUCCUGCGUCCUCAUCCUUUGUUAGAGAUAUAUUGCAUGUUGCCAUAUGGCUCUGAAUAGCGAAAUGUGUCUCUCUUGUUUACUGUAGGAUUGUUUCUCUUGGUGUGUGUUACAUCAUCAGUCAGGUCAUGUGGACAGGAUGACGUAGCUUAAUGCUGCUCCACUUACAAAGCAAGAUGGAAGCAUGGCUGACCGCAGGGCAACCAACAAGAGAAGCCGCAGUCUUUUUUACAUUUGACUCAGCCUCAUGAGGAUGCUAAAACUGUGGCUGCAUGUCCAAUGCGAGGCAGCCGUUACUACUGGACAGAGAUGGAAAAUAGCGUGCAAAUUGUGUAGCCAGCGGUGUUUUUCACCAGUCAGUUUACAGAACUAAAAGCUUGAUUAAAUGCUGAAGCCUUUCCUGUUAGUUAUGGUGUGAAUGUGACCAAUUUUGUCUGGAUUUAGUAUGCAUAAAGCUUGCUGAUAGGUUGCCGAAAGAUUUAUUUUCAAUGGGUAUUGAUCUCAUUAUUUUUAUUCCAGUCUCUAAAAUGACUGACAAUAGCAAAAAACGCCACAAGCAACAUUGUCUUUUUAUGCAAUGUUAUUUUUUUUUUCUGAGGUUUCUGCACUAGCCUAUUCUGGUACCGCCUGAGGCUAUUGUUGAUUCUGACAUCAUCAUUUUCCAAGGACAGCGCCUGGUAAAUUUGUAGUUUUUAAAUGCAGCCAUGGCAUCACGAAUCAGUCCAGUGUCUUGCAAAAAAAUGCCAAAGCAGAGGAAAAGCAAAACGAAGAUUAUUCACCAAUAGACUUAAGAGUUAUACAGAGUAGUACCAGACUCCAUGAUUGACCCUGUUUUUGUUUUUGUUUUUGUUUUUGUUUCAUAAAAGCCUUUUUCGUAUAUAUUCACAGUCACUUUGUCUGUCUAGCCGUGGCGUCUUCUUGCUGACUGGGACAGUUGAGUAUAAAACACCACAUUCAGUUGUAAUCUCAAUAAACAAAAUGUUUAUUGAGAUUACAACUGAUGUUAUAUUUUGUGUAAUAUCUUUGUUUCAAUUAAUCAGGGAUUAUUUUGUAGACAGAUACCUCAACAAAUUUAAAAGGAGUAAAAACAAGGGAUAAAUUCAUUGUAACCUCGAAUAGGCCUGGAUACAGAGAGAGGCACACACGCAGAGGUCAGAGUUUAUAAUCAAAGGAUACAGUCAGGUCAUGCCAAGAGCUCAACAUACUGUAUCAGUAUCACAGGCUUGGGAAUGUUAUCAGAAAAAAGGUGGAAGAAUUCACAAAAUACGCUUCUAACUGCAGUAGAUGGUGCAUGCCCCUACUAUGUAAAGAUGUGAUCAUUAAUAAUUCUGUAAGAUAAGAGUACUGUUUAGAUGAACAAUUUCCUCGUCUUGCACAAAUCAGACUAACAAGUGAAUGAUGACACAUUUUACAGGGCUUACAUAUUGCUUGUGUCUUUUGCUGCAUUCGGUAAUUCACACCAAAUGCAGCAAGUUGCCACUCAGUGAGAAGAGUCCAUCGUCUCUCAAUCAGAAGUGUCCACAUGCUGAAGUGUCCUCGGGCAAGACACUUGACCCCACCCGCCCCCACUGGUUGUGCGCAGUGGUUUACUACACUGAAAAAGUAGAACUGAAGUGACAUUCAUUACAAGGUGAUGACUAGUAAAAACAUUUCCAAAUGAACCUGCUUUGAAUUUAGUGACUUUGAUUUGAAUGAAAGACGAUCUCUUCAUCACUGAAUUUUACUUAAUAGUGGUGUGAAAAUCUCAGCUCUUCUUAUUAUUGACCCAAUGUCAUAAAUCGUUUUGCCUGGUAUAUUGUGUGUAUUGUCAAAUCGAUAGUACUCAUUGAUUUCUUUCAAAGGUUUCUUGAAAACCAGCUGCAAAAAUCAUUUUACAUAUACACAAAAGAUGGGUGCAGUAGGUCUGAUUUCAAAGGCUAAACCAGAAAAUGUUUGGCAUUUUUUCUAAAUAUUUUUGACAGCCAGUUGAGCCUUUUGGCACCACAUACGAUGAUAACUUGGCAUGCAGGCAGCUGUAUGUGCUGCACUGGACAAACAUGCUAAAAUUAAAUCGAGAACAUGGGUGUUGGUGUGGGAAUCAGAAGUAAUCUGUAAUAAACCAAAGCAGCAACCGUGAUGAUACUGUCAAGUGCAUUUGUGCAAACUUGACUGUGAGCGUCAGGCAGCACGCCGUGAAAUUGUACUAAAAUAAGACGGGCACACACUCAUUUGGGGAAAGGUCCAUUUGGGGAAAUCUAGCCAAAGCAGGUACAAGGCUUGGCCUAGUAGUGCAUUUUUACUUUGUCUUUCUGUGAUUUUUUGUUUUGUCUUAUCAAAUAAGUGAAGCUGCCAAGAGGAGAGUUUGUGCUGACAGGCUGCUGCUAAGCUUUAGAGGCUGUUUAUUGAACCAGAGUGUGUUUCACAAUGGAACUGAUGAUGGGAAAAGAAAACUACUGGAUUUGGAAACACUUUCUGGGAAACUGUCAGCCAUGCAUGUGUUAGGUAUUGUUUCUAUUCAGACUGGUAGAUUCAACAAAUUUAUAUGUUAUCUUAACCGUGAAACAGACAGUGAAAUACCAAUUCCCUUUAAAUCAGACCGUAGUUUUAAAGCUCACAUAUCUCUCGCACAUCUAUUUUUUAAUCUCACAGAUGCCAGUGUUUUCGUGCAGUAUUAGGAACUCAAAGCAAGGGAGGGAAUGUGGUUUUCUUGCAGCUAGAGCUGCUUGGCUCUUUAGUGAUGGGGAGUGGAUCAGACAGAUCCAGGUCUGAGAGAGUUGAGAGGAGAUGCAUCGCCUAAGGACAGUUAAAAGAUGACAUUACACGUGCAUGUGACCCUGUGAAGUACUGUGGGGGAACAUAAACAUCCUCCCCUGAGUGUUUUCUCGCAGAAAAGGCACAGACUGGGGGUUUAAGAACCGUUUUUGCUGUGAUUAGUAUCUGUUGUGGUUUCCUCCUUAUGCCUUUCCUGUGAGGUUUGAACUUUAUAUGCAGGAUUAAUAUUAAUCAGGCUUAAUUUAAGAGUGUCAGACAGGUUAAACACAGCAGCGCUUAAAAAGAGGAACCAGGGAGAGAACUUUGCUGUGUAUUUUGUUGAGACUAGUACAAAAACCUGCUUAAUUGUAGUCGUACUUGGCUCCCGGUGUGAACAUGUUAAGGUCUCAGUCAGAGCUAUUAGGAAAUGAGAACAGUUUGUCCUUGUCAUUCAUCAAAUUAGAAAAGAGGCCAGUAUGGGAUCCCUGUAGACGUGUAACCCUAGAUUGUCGAACCUUAAGGCAUUGAAUGGCCUCUCUGCCCUCUGAAUCUUUAGUUCUGUGGGACAAAGGGAACCUAUAAUAGGCUGUUUCAGACUUUGUCAGCAUUAUGACACUGUCAAAAGGAGGUGAUCAUACAAUUGUUGAUAUGUCAUUAAUAUUUGUGAUUUUCACUUUACUAUUGUCUACUUAUUCUGAUUUUCUAUGACCGUUGAUGUUAGUAUAGAAGAGAGGGAUUCUUAAACAUGGUGCAUUUAUUAUUGAAUAUCAGUUGCAUCAUGAUACAGUGAUUUUUCUGACAUUCUUCUAGUGGUCAAAUCUUAGAUUGACACACUCCCUUGCUCACCCCUCCCAUCAGUGAAGCAAUGGUGGCCUUUGAGGAAAGCUUUUGUGCUGCAUGAUAAGUAUGGUCGCAAAGUUCAAAUAAUUGUUCAUUUCUAAUUCAGGGGAUUUUACAGUAAUUGAAAGACAUUCAUGAACAUCAUAUUCCUUUUACUACCUUGUCGUCCUGCUAAAUGCUGCUUAGUACGACAAACUGAACCUUAAAAUAUCUUCUCCAACAUCUCAUCAGCGUUUCCAAAGAGGUGCCAUAUUUCACCGAGGCUUGGGGGCCUCAAAAGUGGCAAUACGUUAGUUGAAACCCAAUCUACCACAUAACCAGUGCACCAUAACUCUGGCAGAAAUGAGACUACCAAAUCUCUUUUUGUGAUCAAAUUUCUACCUUAGCACGGUGAAACAGCCUGUCGCCAAUCAAAGCUUUGCUCAUGUAAAUGCUCUGUGCACUUUGCAAAAUGUACCAGUUUUUCUACCUCUGCUAUUCACUUGCAAAUAAAGACUGAUUUCUCAUUUAUUCUGGAUAUGAUGUGAACCUGUUCAAACCUGCAGGCCCCUUUUCUGCCCUUCAUAGUCUCAUUUUGGACUGAGAAAGCAAAAACAAAGAGGGGGCCCGAACUAAGUCAUCAUAGCCUUAUCUGUGGCCCCCACAACAGGAAAUCAGUUUUCUAAGCAUGACACUUCAUGCUGAAAGCAACAUUAUUUGUGAUACAUAUGAGUCUCCUCAAGUUUGCCUCAUGAAAGCUGGUUUACAACAUGUCUGAUUUCAGAAAAUGAGUCCAUGUGUCAUCUGACCAUCAUAAAGCAUAAUGCUGCUGGCUAGGAUUUUGCUCUAAACUUGCUUUAUGUGGUGUAAAGGGAAGCAGUGUGUGUGUGUGUAUCUCCUCAUGCAUGCAUGGUGCAGUCAUUAUUGAAACACUAUAGGAUGCAUUACCAUGCACAGACCGAGGAAAAUUUGGAUUGCUUCGCCUCGGGCUUUCUUUUUAUUCACUCACCAUAAUGUGUCACCAUCUCUAACAUUAUACUGCUCUCACAGGCUUAGUCAUUGCCUGGCAACUUAGAGAUACCUACUUUUCACACAAAGUCAUGACAUGAAUUAAUAGUACUCUGAAAAAAUUCAAUCAUUAUAGAACUGAAGUGACACUCAUUCAGGAAAAAAGCUGUUAUUUUUAAUCUCUAAUUAGAUCACACUAAGAAGGCGCUAUCUCCAGAGGAGCUGUAGCAGCAUUAGCUGUUUCUGAUCCAUUCAGCAGGCAGGAUCCACUUUUAAACGGUGUCAGUGAUUCCCAUAGAUAAGCUAUAGUUGGACAGCCUGCAGAAGUAUUAUUACAAUCGUUCAAGUAUAUUUUCACCUUUCUAACAUUUUAACACAGGGAAAGUUUUGUUUGAUGAAAUCCACAGCAGUACAAAGUAUAGUUACAAAUGUACAGAAUUCACCCAGGCUUUGAAUAUUAGCUGUUAACUCCCUACUCAGGCUCUUUAGUCACAGGAAAUUUUCUAACUGAUGUGCUAAGACAAUCUAAAAUAAUCACCUUUUUGUAAUUGUAUUAGCCUCAAGCUGCAGUUUUUUAAGAGUCAUGUUAUUUUCAAAUUGAAUGAAUUUUAUGGGCGUAUGUGGGGGUUUCUGGAGGACCAGCAGGUGAAUUGAAAUUGAUAUCACGGGAGUAAUAUCACGAGAGAUGGGUAUUAACCUUAUUUCAUUCUCACUCAUGCACAGUAAUCUAAAAUUAUGUAAUGUCCACAUGCAGAAAGAAACCUGCAUGGCACCAUGGAACCUCUUUUAGUUCUGUAGGAGAUUUGCCCAGCAACUCCUCUGAGCAAGUGCAGAAGUCUUGAUCAUUGCAUGUAAAGAUGGAGAAUGUUGGUCAAUUUUCUGCCUUUUCUAUAAUGUAGUUGAUCAUUACUAAUGUAAAAUAUUGAACAUGAGUGUUGGAACUGGCUGAUAAUCACCAUAAUUGGGGGGUUGUUUGUUGUUGAUGGCAGCUUGAAACCUGUACCUGUUUUAAGCAGUCCACACUGCUUGUAGUGUGUAGUUAAGAACUGUUGACCUGAUGAACUUCAUACAAUGUACAUGGAGUCGAGUGCUGCGAUUUUUCCACUUCCCAUUUUAUUUCUCCCGGAUCUGUUUUUUCCAUCUUAAUUUUCUGUACUCACGUUUUGCCACUCGAAUAGUGUCUCAUCAUGUAGUAGAUAAUCCAUAUCCAAAAUAUAGUGACUGUUGAUACAUUAUUUAAAAUUUCAGUCGUAUUUUAGUGCAGCCUGUGAUGUGAGUGAUGUCCUUCUUAACUCGCCAAUGAAAACGUUCAGAAGGAUACUGCAGUCUCUGGUGUCAGCUCUUUUGAUGACAGCUACUCACAUGUUAUUCCCAUGAGUCUUCUGCAAGACAGCCUCCAUAUGCUGCUUGAACACAGGAGGAAUGAUGGGUUUAAUGGAGGCUACUUGUACUCUGGUAAUGCUCCUCCUUGUUUACAGUGCUUCACCAAAUGUCUGCAUUCAAGGUUUUAAAUCUUCACUUUGGAAUAGCAGAUUCUUCACAUAUAGCCACAGAAUCUUCAGUGCACUCAUGUCUUGCAUCUGCCAUUGUGUUUGCAUGUGGGAAGAGAUGAGCAUUGGCUGGCAUGCUGCCUCUCUCGGUUUUUGUUUGUUUAGGUCAUUUUAUGACUUGCGGGUCCAGUCAAUCAAAUGCUGACAAGACUGACAGAAGAAGUUGUUCCUCUUGUAGAUUUUGUUCAGAUAUGGUUCUUCUCAAAUCUCAGCACAUAGUGUUGAAUUUCAUAAAUGUUCUAAAGACUUCAAUAUCUCAGAUGGCCUUUAACAACAGCUGCACAGUGAAAAGCUCACAUCUUAGGAGACCUCUUUGUCUCGUUUCAAGUAAUCCUUAAUAUUUUUAGAUAUUAAUAUCAAUCAAAACAGUUGUGAUUAUGAUUUUUGCCAUAAUUGAGCAGCCUUGCCGGUGAUCUCCUUAAAUUUGAUAUGUGUCAUUGGGAUGGAAAAAUUGUGUUGUUAUCAGUUAGAAAAGAUUACAGUGACAUUAGCUUUGUAAUGGUCAAUGACAAUUAUAUGCUGAUUAUUUCAGAAAUUUGAAUAAUCAGCAUGAAUAAUCGGCUGAUUAAUUGAUUUAUGUCAUAUUUCUAGAAAUAUUGUCUUAUUAGGCUUAAUAUAAGCCACAUGCACCUACCCUGUCCAUGAAAAUGGCUUAUUUCACAAUAUUACAUGCCAAAAUUAAGAACUCAAUUGCUUGUAAUAAGUUAGAAAAAGUCUGCCAAUGGAAUAAAUUUACUUUUCAAGUUUCCAGAAAUAAGAACUAAGUUUCUUAAAUACGAAAAUGUGUCAUUUUAAAAGCUCACAAAAGCUAAUUUUUAACUUUUCGUCAGUUUUUUUUUCUCAUUACAAUCUAAUCAGCCCUUGAAAAUCUGACUUAAAUAGACCACUACUAGAAAAAAUACAGAGAACACUUGCCAAGAUUUGAGUGUAGCAGUGUGUCAUUGUGGGGGAAACUUGAGCUUAAUGAAUGGUAAGAAAAAAAAAGAUUUUCUCAUAGAUCACACCCAUAUUUAAAAAAAUGCCAUUAUAUUCUGCAUUUUACUGUUAACUAGAGGCAAAAUGAUGCACAAAUAUCCAAGAUGAAUGUUGACUUACAUAGAGAAUAGUGCUUUGGUUGGAAUUUGUUCAAACUAUGUAUAUAACAUGGUUGAUUCUCCAGCUGAGCUGAUAGGGAUCCCAUGUCACUAAUCCACUGACAAGUACCUCAUACAACCCCACAUAAAAAAAAAAAAACUGAACUGUCUCUUUAAGGACAGACAGACAGACACUGAGGCUCCUCCACAGUUGGGUCUCUGCAACUCUCCUUGUAUCUUUUAAUAAAAAACAGCCUCAUUCAGCUGUCCAGGAAAUUUUUCAUUCAAAUUUAAUCAUAAUUUUGAUAAUAAUUUAGACAGUGCAAUCUGAGACCUUGACAUCCACUCUGACCUUUUUGUCUGGACUGCACACAGAAGCCUGUGGUGAUAGAUCCCAAUGAAUAAUGAAUGAAUAAUGGUUCGGUCAUUACACCAUCUCUUAUCAGCGUUUGCCUCUGCAGCAUUUAGAGGAAUAUUGCUAUUGUUAAUGGCCUUGUAACAGAUGGCAUUGGGACAUUAGUACUUUCUACAUGUCUUUUUUUCCUGAUCUGACAGCCUCUUUCCCUCUAACUGAGACAUAUGUUACUCCUAGCUGGAAUGCAUUUCCCUUAACACACAGUGAGUCACGACAGCCUUUUUUCUUCAAAAGAGAGGGUGGAUCACACACAGACGUUCACACUUUUUCUCCAGCAGACCCCAUCCCUUUUCUCACACCCGAGCCAAUCAGAUGUAACCACCAAAGCCCUGGUGUGAAAGCAAUUUUGAGAGCCUAUAAAAGAUAAUUUGAAGGUGUUUUCAAUGAGACCGCUGAAUCGCUAACAUUAACAGGCGAUCUCAUGGUGAGGUUAACGGAGCACUUAGCAGAAUCCCAACAGAUACACACGCCGGACAGGAGGUUCAGCUAGGAAGGGGAAGAGAUUCAGGGCCAUUUCUGAGUCAGAGGUCACAGGAGAACUGCAGUUUUCUCCUCAGUGAUAAUGUGCUGGAAGUGGAUACAUUUUGUUCUGAUCUGUAAAAGAUUUUUUGUGUUUUAUGUGUAGGAACAGCAUUAUUGAUGGGGUCAUCUCUGUCCAGACACCUUUUAUUUGAAAUUCAAUAACUCUGAAAAAUCUUAUAUUUCAACAUUCAUGACUUAUUUCUUAUUCAAAAUCUUUAGUUUCUCCUGCUGUUCGAGGAGAAACUUGACCUCUCGCCUGUCCAUGUAUUAAUCUGUUUGCUGUGUAAAUGAGUGAUGUUGUUUUCUCUAAAAAUGAAAGGCUAGCCCUCACUCAUGGACAGCCCUUCGAUUGGGUUCUGCACCAUAUGGCAAAGUCACUCACAAAAACGAGGCUGUGUUUCGACUAUGUACGAAACAGCUGCCUAAAGCCCCUUUCACUAAUGCACUGCACACCUGAACACAUCCAGACAUUACCCUGAGGGACCCUCAUGCGUAAAUUCACAUUUCCAAAUCGGUAUCUUUUGACAUGACAUUGACUCACACAAGCUAGACCCACUGUGCAGAUUCAGAGGUUAUUGUCCAGACGAUUCAGAGAGAGGGCGUGUGUGAUGUCGUUAAUAUAGCACAGUGAGAGGCUACUUUGUGCUAUUCUAGCAUCCCUCAAUUAACUCCUUUAAUUCUGCAGUUAUGUCCUAAUACAUUUUGUAAUAUCAUACAAAAACUAUCCUUAACAAUCAUGGACAAGGCUUUCUCUUUUUCCUCUUCCUCCUCCUCCUCCCUCUCCUCCCCAAACACUCUACAUCCAGGCCUAAAUCAAACAUUAUAUUUUCAGUCGGUGAGAAUGCAGUCAGCAGUCAGUUUUUCUGCGGCGUGCUUGAAACAGCUUUGCUCUGUCAAGUGUUCAACCUCAUGUGGCUGUCAACUAUUUUGCUCUUUAAUACUUGGCAAUGUGCUAUCGCAGCUGAUAACAUAUUUUGAAAAAUUCUAGUGUCACUAAAUGUGAUGCCAGAUGGGUGAAAUGUAAAGUUAAUGAAAUUAGAUUUUUGAGAAGAGUUACAGCACUGAGUCCCAUAUUCAGUCUCUAAUGAAGUAACUCCAGCCUAAAAGUAGAAACCCAUGUUCACUUUGAGAGGAGACUCUUUUAACCUUACCCUUUCAGUCCUACUUCACAUGGCAGUGUGUCCUGGUUAUAGACAAUGGUGGAGGGAUGGGCAUUUCAUCCAGUUCAGUCAUUUAUUUUCUAUUAACCUCAAGCACUGUUUGCAGUCUUAGCAUAAGUUCAGGCACCAUUGGUGCUGACAUUAAAGCUCUGACAGGGUUUGACAUUUCAUCUUUACUGUGACUGAUUCUCAUGAACAGGAUAGUAAGGCACAGUGAUGAAGACAAAUGUGAUGUCAUUUAGUCUUCGCCUAACUUGACAGUUUACUUGGCAGCUCUCACCUUUGGUAGCACGCUGACUGUUAUUUAUACCUCUUGGACUUGUUUGUGCACUCCAACAAACAUAGUUCAAGUGUUAGAAAGAAGAAAGUGGUUGGAUUGCUGUCUCCUUAAAACCGCACAAAAUACUGUGUCUGGUUGUUUGGGGUGUGAAGAAACUAGUAGACUUGUCAAGAUGUCUUCUUUUCAAGCAGCUUAUUACUGGGAAUCAGGAAGAUUACAAUUAAGACUCAGAGUUUUAAGUGGACAGACUUUCACGGAUUGAAAGGAAACCCUUAUGAACCGAUUUUUAAUAUGCCUAUUCCAUAUGUGCCAAACCCAUUUCACCUCAUUUGGCUGACUGAACAGAUGACUCUCAUAAAUUAUCUAGUGUUUUUUGCUGUGACUGCACUCAACAAAAAGAGAAAGUAACAAAACACUGUCAGGCAUGUCUUGUGUUUAUUAUUUUAUGUGUUUUACUUUUAUGUGUAUCUAAUUACUCAGAUGUCACCAAAUUCAUGUUGUGCGGCUUCCACAAGCAGUUUACUGGUCGUUGUUUCGAUGCCUAACUCACUGAAUGUGACUUCAACUCGCUAAGAAGUUUUUUUUUUAGCUAUCAAAACUUUCACAUUUAAGAAUCUAUGAGGGCCGGGAGCCAGUAUUUUUGGUACUCGUCUGUGAUUGGUUGUUACUGAAAAUACCAUUAAGCUCACGGACAAACAGCGCUCCUGUCAAUAUUUUACAUUAACGUUCUGCUUUAAUACAGGGCAAUCCAUAUAUGCCAGCUGUCAGCCUAAAAGCCAACUAGUUGUUACUAUAAUUGGUUCUAACAAAAUAGCUCCAACUUGCAACCGGCUUUACCAAGUACAUUUUAGAAGCUCCCUCAUUUGUUCUCAAGACGCAAAAUAUACCUGUCUGCCUCUGUCAGCCUUGCUUAACUGUGUGUGUGUGUGUGUGUGUGUGUGUGUGUGUGUGUGUGUGUGUGUGUGUGUGUGUGUGUGUGUGUGUGUGUGUGUGUGUGUGUGUGUGUGUAUGACUGUGGGUGUGUGUGGCUCUAAGCUUAGCUGGAGGGAGUCUUACCUGUAUAUACUCUGAAUGUAUCUGGGUAAAUUGACAAUGAUGAAUGUUAUUGCAGAAUAGUCCUUCUUAAAUUCUUGUGGCAGAAUACCAGCUUGUCAUUUGUUACAUAUCCAAGUAUAAAAUAAUGUAAUGGACAAUCUCUCUAUUUACUGAUUUAAACCAUGCUGACAGACAAUGGUGAGUCCACACUCCUAAUACGGAGGAUCAAUUAAUGCCCAUUAAACAUGCAGAGGCUUUUGAGUAAAAGUGGCAUAAUGAAGGCAAAGUUGUCAAAAAUAGUCACAUCUAUGUUAAAUAUUAUCAAAAAAUGUAAAAUUCAGAGUGCCACUUCCACAAAAGAAGUAGGCUGAUAUGUAAAUAUCCCCACAAAACUUUUUUGUUUGUGUAUGCUGUAUGUUUGGCGUCUUUGCCAUGUGGGUCUUUUUUAUCAUGUCUCUCACGCUCCUCCCUGAAGGAUCUUGUCUCAGUGUGACUCAUUGACUUCCACUGCCUGAAAGCCGUCUUGCUAUUUCAGCCAGAAGAAGCCGGAUGUGUCAUGAACCCCAUUGUGCAUCUUUUCCAUGGAUGCCAUCAUGUGCAAAGUAGAUGACAGGCCCUCUGAAGCAAAUGAAACUCUCUGACAUGACCAGUCAAAGGCCAACAAAGGGGCAGAGUUCUGUGCCCCCCUAAAAAUAUUAAAAAGAGUUUAGCCAGAAGGUGAAAGAACCUCCAACAAGAACAACUGCCUGAUAAAUGCAUUUAAUACAGUUCUUGAAGCUAUUAUUUUAUGGAUUUUAGGGAUAUAACAGUAGUUACAGUUCUGGUUAAACACAACUCACCUACAAACUAGCGGCUGCUGGAAGAGAGUAGGUGAGUUGUGUUUAGUCUCUUUGCUUAAGAAAUUAGGCAAAGCUAUAAAGAUGUUUGGUGGCUAGUGGUGUGGCUAGGACCCUAUAUGUACUGUUGAUGAAGUUAGGUGCUGUUCUGAGCAUUAUUUGUGGCUAUAGAGUGGCUUUUCGGUUAAGGUUUGUGUUUGGCUCCUCAGACCGCUGUGUAUUGCUAUCGUGCAGUCGUUACUAAAGUUGGUAUAACUAGAGAAGCAAACGGUCAGCAAUAUUCAUCUGAGGGGGGUGUCUAAUUCGGUGUUACGGUGUGUUUCACCCUUAAUUAAUUUUACGCUGGAAUAUCCCUUUAAUCUUAACUCUGUUAGGUUUUUUCACAUCAUAUUCCUCACACCUUAAUCAAAGCAUGGGAGUCUUUUAUUAAAAAACAAUAAUGCAUUUUGUAAAUCAAUACUUAAAUUCUUUAUUUCAAAAACAUUGUAAGGAGAAAACUGUGUUUGAUAUGUGAUACAGAAAGUGACUGUGCUGCCUUCUGUUGGCACACAGUGAUCAUCGACUGUAUUCUCAAUAGCAUACUGGUGACUUGUGAACCUAGUCCCAUCGGAGGUUGCUCCACAACUACCACCAUUAGUGGGGGAGAGCGGAUCUGCCUGUGAAGGGCUGGCCUCAGCCUUAUGACAGCACAUGGCUUCUUCUCUGCCUGAGUGGAUACACAGACACUCUGUUAAAGCACACUUUGACCGAACAGGGUCACAGCACUCCCUCUACGGUGGAUGUAAGCCACCUUUCCCAAACAUUAAGGGUUUGUGACAUCUGCUGUCGCGGCAUUUGUGUCACUGGGCAGGACAAGCUGCACCAUAUUGGAAAAUGGGUUUCGGAUCUAUUGAUAUCAUGGGGAGGCAAUGUGCUAGCUGCCUUAUGGUUGUAAUGUACAGCAUGCACCCUUCAAAGCUCAAUAUCUACAGGUACAUAUACUUAAAGAGUGCUUUAUUAGACAAGAAAAUAACAGUUUUAGAAUCAAUUUGUCCCUCUAAAGGGUGUUAUAGGGUCACUCAAUUAACAUAACUGCUGUUCCAUGUGAGUAUUUCAAUUUCAGUCAGGCUGCAUCUUUUCCAAAUCAUGGUUUUGUGAUGUCUGGUGCUAAAUAUGUAAAACUGUUUUCAAGCUAAUUUUCUUGUAGAGCUUAAUUAGAAAAUAAGCUUGAAGGAAUGCGGUGUUGAAAUUCUUCUGCAACACGAGACACAGUGAUUACAGGUCUCCACAUUAGAGCUGCUGUUAUUGCCUUAAGGCCUGGAUAUUUACUCGUUUACAGGAUGACACGUCUAACCACAAUGCCAGCAUACUGUGGACCAGGGCCACUGUGGUUAGUUAGAUAGUAUCUCAAAGAUCUUGUUUAAAUGGCCGGAGAAAAGCUUCUAUCUUGACUAAGUGGCAGGAGCAGAGAGACGAAUAACAAGCUGUGUUUACUUUCACUGAAUAGAUAGGCUAAGGUCUUUUUAGGUGAGCCUUUGAUUUGCUGUUGAUCUGUGUUUGUAGACUCAAAUUACUUAAGGUUCUUUGUUUGACAGGGUUUUGGAGAUGCAGUGACAUUUUUUAAGUUUCUACUUGAAGGGGUAAUUCUAUCAUGUCAAGGUCAAGCUGUUUUUUUCACAGUUUUGCUAGACUGAUCUUAAAUCGUCUGAGUUUUUUGAGUCUGGGUCCUCAAAAAAUGUGUUUCAACAAGAAGUGUGAAGUUGAAUUUCUUUAAUACCUCCAUUUCAUGUCCAUCCCUCUGUUACUUUUGUAAUGUCUCUUAGAGUUUGACCUUGUUCACAGAUUUCACUUCUUUCAUAAAAAAAAUGAAAACGUCAACCAACUGCAUUCCCCGAGAGUUCAUUCUCCUAAGGCACGCCAGUUUCGAGAUAAGACAACUUAAAUUUUGGGGAAAAAAAAGGACUAAAACUGACUUUCUGAGAUUUCUCGAAUUUCUGUCUUUUAAAUCUCCAAGGACUUUUUUUUGCUACCAACAAAUUUAUUCCAGGAGUGGAGCUCACAGGAUUUGUUACAGAACACUAAAUGAAAUGCAGCUGCUCAAACAUGCAGUGUGUGCUGUCUCUGAUCUACCUGAGGCUGUGUGAAUUUUGAGGGGGCUAAAUUUGUUAGUUGAAAGCCAACCUGUCUGGUUAUCAUCUAAAGGUCAAACCAAUGAGAUCCGUCAAUAACCAUUAACCGGUAACCAUUCAGUUAUGAAAUCAGUUUCAGCAACCAGGCUGAAAUUAAUAUUGAUAAUUCUAUUACAUGUGUAGGAGCAGACCCAACUAGAGGAAUGGCAUUACCUCACUCUAAUUCAUCUCAGCUCUGUUUUAAGUGCCAAGAUUAAUCGUGAGUUGUGGCUCACAAGGAUGUCUCGGGAGAUUGUAGCUCAGAGGAAUAGAGUAGUUAACUCUCUGGGGGCUAGCCCUGUCCCAGUGUCUAUUUUUACAGUCCAUUCUCUGAUUGGCCAACAAGGUGUGUGAGUGUGUGUGUGUGUGUGGAAGCUCUGGUUGUGUCAUAAGGUGCCUCUGUGCCAUCUGUCGUCCUCGGUGGAGCCGUUGUGAAGAAAGACCACGCCUAGUCAGUCUGUCUUUGAGAAUGCAAAACACAACCUUGGGCUUUCCUUGCUCUUUUGUACAGACAGCUAUAUCAGGCACACAAGGGAAAAACAGCAUCCAGCUCUCCAAUUAGUGCCUUUAAUAAAAACCAAAGUAUCAUCCUCUGAAAGGGUCUGCUUUUGUUGUUCUUUCAAGCAGAAAUCUGUGUGGCUAAAUCUUCCUGCUUCUUGAAUGUGCUUUGGAUUUCGAGAGAAAAGGAACACUCAGUAUAACAUGCUAACAGUAAACAUGAACAGAUUUGCUUAGCAGGUGUAGUAACAGGUUGUUCAUGAGUCAUUGCUUGUCUGGAUAAAUUUGUUGUCUCACCAGAAGUGCUAAAUGUUUGAGUCAUAACAUUUCUGUUAACAGACUUGGCUCACGGAGAAUUAGCACAAAAUAGCAAAAAUAGCAUAAUUAUCAAGGUUGAAUGGACACGAAUUAUCCAAACUAUCCCUUUGCUUAAACCGGUGCGGCUCCCCAGUCGGCUUCCACAGUCCAACAUUCUUUUAAACUCAUUCAUGUCCAUUGGUACAUGAAUAAGGCUGUGUUUGUGUGAGUCAUGGCCCAUGGACAGAGUGACACAUAUCAAGAAUCACUACCUUUUUGAAAAUGCAUAUAUGGUAGGAAUGUAACAAUACUGUCAACAUCACAAUAUCCCAAGACCAAUAGUGUCUCGAUAUCAUUGUGGACCUGUGAUGGAAUAAAGCAAUAGGUCUUUCAGGCAAUCAGGUAGGGCUGGGCGAUAAACCGAAAAUUUACCAAUAUUGAAAUUUACGACAAUAACCAAUGUCAUUUUGCCCAUAUCAAUAUAUUCAGGGUCACAAACAUAGAUAAAUAAAAGUUGGUUUUGGAUAUGUGUAGGUAGGCUAUGGUCUCAUGUCCCUUUUAAGACGCUGUCCUACGUUGGAGUCAUAACUCCACCCCAUCCAGUCCAUAACAAAGAGGGAAAGACAGGUGAAGAGAUGGAGGAUGAUCUAUAAGUUGUAGCGGCUGAAGUAGACUAAUGUGGGAGGGGGUGAGCAGCUUGCGAAGUAGUUAUCGCCCAUUUAUCGUUAUCGAGGUGAACUGCUCAAUAUAUCGUGAUAUUGAUUUGAGGCCGUACCGCCCAGCCCUACAGUCAAGGUAGUUUUGUCUCAGCUGCAGCGGAUCACAAUACAGCAAAAUCAUAACUAUAGAGAGCAUCAUCACCCAUGUGUGAGAAUCCUUCUUUCUGCUAUGCUUCCUGUCUCAAAUGUAGUACAGUGAAACUAGCACUCAACUGUGUUAGUGACAAGGAAGUUAAACACAAUUUUGAAACCGUGGAUUCUCCAGAGGCUUUUACAGUUGUUCCCAAAUGUUCAAACACAUUUUCAGAAACUUCGGCCCAGCUUCUUAGGAUUCUGAACACAAAUUGGAAACAGUUAACCGCCUUGUCAAAACUCCUCUAAUCUCUUGUUGAAUGAAACAGCCCUCAAAACCACCUUAGCCUCUAAACAAAUCCCUUCCACCAAAACAACACACAGCUCUUCUAUUCUUCAUCACAGAAAACCUGCUGUAAAAAAAAUCAAAACACUACCAUCAAAAGUGUUCUCAUAAACUCUGGCUUCAUGUAAACAAGUGUGUGAAUCACAGUUUCUUUUUUCUCACUCUGGUGAAAUAUAUAUUUUUCCCCAGAUUAGGUACAAGAAUGUAUGUUGAGAAACACUACAAAGAAAAUCAGUGCAAGAAAAAAGAUAACUAACACAUUUGCAUUAUGUGUUUGAAGAUCUGCAGGAGUGAGAUAGAGAGUGAUAUUUGAUUGAGACUGAUGGAGUUGUACUUACAGUUUAUCAGCAUUGAGUCAUGUUGAUUAACGAGCAGAUAUAUUUGCUUUUCACUAUGAGUAUGUGAAGGCAACACAGAUGAGAAUACUUUUGACUCUCUUCAGGAUGAGAAGAGUCAGUCAUCUCUGAGUUGCCUCUGCUCCUCCUACUGCUGUGGUAAACAUACUUCCUCUAGUCAAAGCAGUUUUGAUAACCACCCCCAAACUUUUUUUUUGCACGUCAUGGUUGUUAAAAACAGUGCUUAAUUGUUGGCAUUCAUAUUAGAGUUGGGACAGGAAAAGCUAGUUAGUGAACUAAAUGAGAUGACAUUUGGUUGCAUUAUGACAGGUCAUUGAAAUCAGCGUUUGGCAAAAUAAACCAAACAUCAUUAUAAUGUGUUCAAAUGUUUUGCCAGGAAAAAGAAAAGGUUUUGGCAAGUAAUAGAAAGGAUCUGGGCCAGAAUAGAUCAGAUCACAGGCUGCAGAUCUAUCAUUCAACUUAUUACACAAAGAUUUUAGCUUACGUGCCAAUAUGUUACGCACCAAUGCCUGAAAUUGUUAGCUCAUCAACACUUGUGUAUGCUGGUGAAGGCUAUGGCCUUUUUCAUCACUUACUCUGUCUCCUGGCUUUCAGACUCUUGGAAACACACACCUGACUCGUCCUUCUCCUCUACCUGCACUCCCUUUUACACCUGUGGCUGCAGCGCAUGUUGAAAAUACUGUGGUAGACGAUUAACUCCAGCAGCAUCUCCACUUCCUCCUGCUCCCAAACUUCGUUUUCACAUUGAUUUGAGCUUGUAAUGAGGUGAAAUGCUGUUUGAAGGGAGGGGCAGAGCACAUGCUCUGCUGUAAAUCAAGGGAAGGAAAGUGGGCUCCAUUCAUCGCAUGGGACAAAACAAGCGCAGCACAGCAGGCUGCACAGUAAUCGUUCAGUCUCGAUUAUCUUGUUUUCAUGAUCGUGGGGAGCCAUAAUUGUAAAAGAAAUUGAAAUCAGAUUCACACCCAGCUCUAGAUCCAGAGAGAGACAAAGGGCAAAGUUACACGGAGCCUUAAGCAAGAAGUGCAUCUCAUCUGACACAGAUGGGAGAACUUCACAAGAAACUCAAAAUUUUCUCCAAGACAUUAUUUUUUUCCCUUUUUUUUUAGAAUAUAAUGAUUGAAAUCUGAUACUGAUCCUUGUUUUUUUUUUUACAGCAUCCUGAGAUUUUGAUAUUGAUACAUCCUUAAUUUAUGGUAUGGUUAAGUUUAACUGCGUCAAAUGUGGUUCUUUUUUCUACUUGUUUUCAUUUUUUGCCUUAUCUCGAGUCACCAGAGCAGUGCUUUGAGCUGCUUUGAGUGAAUGAGUCUAGGUGGCUGAUCAAAUGUGUGUGGGGGUAAAGGCGGGGAGUCACCUUUAAUGUACUGUUUGCUGAAUUUAAGAGACAGUCUGACAGUUCAAGAGAGAGAGGAUGUGUGAUUGUUUAACCUUUUAAAAUGAACUGUAACAUGGACACUGAGCCGUUUGAGGGGAGUUGGUGUGUAGGAUAUUCACUCACAGUACGUACCAGUUAACAAUCUCGAAGCAUGGUUCUGCUCAAACUGCAGACAUGAAAGUAAAGGCUGACAGACUCUGAUGUACAGGAAGCUACAUAAAUCCAGACAGGCCAGAAUAAAAGCAAGGACUCCUAGAGUGGUAGAAAGGGUUUCACUCUGGCUAAGGCUCGCAGCAAAAAGAAAAAAAUAUAUAUUUAUAUGUGUGUUUUCCUGUUUAAACCUAGAAUCAAAAAUCAUGGCAGGCAGUUUUAGGGCCCAAGAGAACUCGAGGUUUUAGCUUAUUCAAAGUCAGGCAGUUUUGUGAAAUCCAGUCUUUUGUUUCCUGCAAACUAAUGAGGUAUUGGGUGAUUCUGAUCGGUGAGAGUUCUUCAGUUAAACUCUGAAAAGUGUAUAUCAUCUACAUGUAGCCAGUGAGAAGCAUCCCUUUAACAGCCAUAACUACUGCUGGAGUUGUUGGAGAGCUGUUGCUUCUAGAUGCAAAUCCCCUGCUGUUAUGGCUUAGGACAAUUAGCUGUGGCACGGAUUAAUGAGGGGCAUUGGGAGAUGGCCUUGGACAAUACAAACAUGCAACUACUCGGCACUCAGCCCACCCUCUCCAGGAAAGCAAAAAAAGCAUUUCUCAACUAUCAGGGGGGAAAAUCUAGCCUUUCCUUUGAAAACUUGAAUCAAAAAGAGUCCAAUAUCAGAUUUCAGAGCAUGACCCUGAACACAACCGUUUGAAGUUGCUGUUCAAGUGUUAAUAUAUACGAUGACCACACAAUUUCAAUCUGAGAUAUUUCAAAAGAUACCAGUCUUAAAAUUUGAUUUUCUCUGUGUUUGGUGGGUUUUGCACAGCUUUAGUGAGUGAAGCUACCAUGUUGUCCCAGAGUUUUCAUGCACAUUUUCUGGAUGUUCUGCUUUAAAACCCCAUCAGAAAUGCACAUUACUUAUCAGGACUCUCCCACUAUUGCCUGCUGGAUGAGGUGCUGGAUCCCCAGGCGCUGUAGUGUGGAUACCCAGGGCUCCCAAAUAGUAAGGAUGGGUAACAUAUAAAGGACAAAUCUUCCCAUGGGGGCUUAUAAAGUAUAACUAAUUUGAAAUAGGAUAAAACAAAUAAGCUUCUUAGUGAGGCAUAGACGACUCUUGUGUUACGAUCAAAGGUUUUUUUUCUGAUAUGGUUGGCAAGGGGCUGAUUUUCCAGCAGGGAGAUGCACCGCACGUACACAUUAGAAAGAUGAAUUGAACUGAAGGCAUUUGAUGAUGGCAGUUGUCUGGUUGUUAGAUAGCAAGAGAUCCUUUGCAUAAAGAUUCACACUGCAAAAAGGCAGCAACCUCCUCAGUCUGUGAGGUGAAAUUAGAAGGGUUUUCUUUUUUUUUUUUCUUCUUGCAGGAAGCUGCCCAUUAGCACAAUGAUUUGGUUGUUGUUUGGGGUUUUGGAAUUACAAUUGAUUGGAAGUAGUCAAUACUCAGCUAAGGCUGUUGUACGCUUCACUAACCCGCAAAUUAACUUUAGAUUCAACGCAUACAAAACAUGAGGAGCUUUCAGAGGCCUUUUUCAAACAGCAGUCCUAAUGAGCAGAGAAAUAUGUUGAAAUGCUCACCAUCAUUUGGCCCUCUUAAAGCUCUUGUUUUUAAUUCAUUGGUCAUGCUUAAGAAGCUGUGGAUUUCAGCACUUCCUAGGCUUCAGGUAACAGUGCUGCCGUUUCUAUUUUUUUAUGAACCAUCUAAGCCGCCUGGGCUGCUGCACCAACCUUCACAUAUUUUUAUUUUUAGAGCUGUUUCAUGUUCUGUAUCACAUCAGGAACAUAGUGAAAAAUUCAGUAUAAAGAUGAGCAGAUAGAAGCUUUGAUUUUAAACUUAGUCUCUCAGAUCUUUUCUUUGUCCUGGUGUCUCCUCUCUGCUUUUAUAAUUCUGCUUGUGAGAGUUUGUGUGUGGUUAUUUAUAAACCAGUGUUAAGCUGGUAAACCAUGCAGUCAAAUGGGAAAUGACAGUGUUGCGGUUUCUACGAGAGCCAACAUAAGAGGCUGCAAUCACAAGUGCUGUUUGAUGCACAGCCACUGUUUUGCUUUGAGUCGACUGGCUUAUGGUUAGAGAAGGUGUUUGGCGGUCAGCGGGGAUGUCAUCUGUGGACAGGAAACCACCAGCUGAGGCGUCAUCAUGUUGGCCACUGUAGUGGGUGACCCUUGUUUAUUUACUGGCAAAGACACAUUUUACUGGCAUUUGAUUCUUGGCAGGUGUUAAUUUUCAGACUCUGUUAGUAUGGGAGGCGGGACAUCGGUUUGUGAUUGACUGUUGGUGGAUGAUGUCCAAAAUGCUCAACUGUAGCCAACUGUUUCCAUGCCAGCGAGCGAGGAAAAGGAGAUAGCCAAGGCGAACAUUGCUCAACAUUUCUCUGGUCAAUAGGAAAGGUUUGGGCUUCUGGGGACUUACUUUCUCCACCUGUUAUCAGUCCCUCACACUAAUAUCUCUCCCAGCUCUAUAACCUUGACGCAGACACGCACAUGCCAGUUUUUGUCUCCAUUAGUGGUUUAAUCCAAUUACCGUAUGAUCUGCUCUAAUCUCUAAUGGGUAUGCAACGCCUUCCUCCAUUCAUACAUGACUCCAGAAGUGGCUGCGCACACGCUGUGUCAUCCUACACACCAUAAUGAGUACUCAAGUGCUGCUCUGCCUCUCCGCCCUGCCCCUGGCUCUGUCUGGCUGUAUCUGAAAUGGUGCAUUCCCUCUUAUUGAUCCUCUUCCUGCUGGAGUCACAGGCAGGCUUAUCCGGCUCUUCCCAGCUUGUCUGCUUUGUGAAUGGACACACAGAGAGAGCUGUGUGUGUGUGCCAGGGUUCGGGGUUCUGCGUAGUCCCGGGCAGCUUGUGGCUGAGUGGUCAUUGUGGCUCCCUCCCUCCUGCCCUCCCGCCUACCCCAUCCCCCAUUUUUCUUCCUUUGUUGCUACAGUAAUUAUUAGAGAUGCAUGAAAUUCUGCCCAGUUAGCACAGCAGCGGCUUAUUAUAUUCCUCCGAACCUAAGUAGCCUUCUCACUUGUAACAGGAAGGCUGUUGCUUUGUGGGUUUUUCACGGGCAUGUGUCGUGACCAGCGCUAACAGGGAAGCCACUGGAGAACCACUGUUAUGAUUAAUCUGAAAGAAGAGUGUCAUUUUGCGGCAGUCUGUGGUGAAUCAUUGUGUUUGCAGAAAUGUUACCAUUUCAGGCAUUGUUCAUGCCACACAGUCUUCCUAUUGUUGCAUGUAGUUUACAGGCAGGAUUCAAGCCAAAAUUUAAAAAAAAAAGGGGUUAGCACAGUCCCCAGAAUUCAGAUUCCAAGAAGCUUUCCAUUUCACUGAUUAUGCAUGUCUUUUUUAGACACAGUGGUGACAGACUGCUCUCUCAGUCCUCGCACAGGUUGUAGCUCCACUGGAGUCUCAAGCUGGAUCGAAAUCAAACUGGGAUUUUUUUGGCCAAAUUAUUAUUUCACAGAGAUGACAAAACAUGUUUAUCCUGGAAUUCCACAGCCUCAGCUACUGUUUGUCGUAAUUCGAGUCAUUAAUAAUCUCUUUCCUGUGAAUUUGCAGAAGCUUUCUGUCCCCUAUAUUUAAGCGUCCUUGCACGUUGCUCACAAUGUCUGUAUUUUCCUCUGGCCUUGUUUUCAGCCUUCUAAAUACUGACUCAUUACAGGAGCACACAGCAUGGCAUGGUGGGCCACAGACGCUCAGCUCCCCCACCUCUCUGGGCUUUUGUUGUGUGGUGCACAGCUGAGGCAGAUGCUGAGGGGCACUCACACUAAAUUGCCUGAAUGAGGGCGAAUUUUGUUGGCCACUGAAGUGGAGUGCACCGUAGCUCAUUGAGUCACAGCUUAUCUUCAGCAAAGAGAGGGAGAGGAAUGUAGCUCAGACAGGCAUAUAGCCGUUCGACCAGAUCCACUCCACCUCAUAUUUUGGCUUCACUUUGAGUUACUGUGGCUCUGCGGCAGUUUUCAGAUACAUAGGCCGUAUCUCUCGGAUAUAACCAAAUAAAUUUACCACAGCCUCAAAUUGUAUGUUUGUUUUUAUAUUCAUCAUAUUUUUCAGUCGUCAGUAGAAAUGCAGUCAAAGUGCCAAGUCUGGGAGAAUGAAGCAUUCAUGCGAAACUGCACCGACUGAAAAGACAUCUUCCCUCCACUGAAUUUAGUGAGUGAAUAACAUUUUGUAGUUCAACAGACUCAACCAAUACAUAUCUACCAUACCACCAUGAGUGUGAAAACAUUUUAUGGUUAAGUGGCCACUAUUGUUAAGGAAACUUAAAUUAUACUGAAAUGGUCAUGUUUUAUGUACUGAUGAGUAAUGGAUGCAUAAGUAAAAGAAUUCUCGUGUUAGCCGUAUUCUGCUUUGAAGAAAUACUAAUUUGGUGAAAUGAUGUCCAACUGAUAAAUCAGUUGUUUUGUUGGAGAGAAUAAUUAACAGUAUCUUGAUGGCAAAAAUAGCCUGAUGAUCGGUUUAAUUUCAUUUGAGACUGAAAAAGUAACUGCAAUUAAAGUUCUGUAGAUUAACUGUCCCAUCGGACAGAACCCCCUUAUUUUAACCAAAGUCCACUCAGAACAAAGCACAUUUUAUGACCUUGGAAACGUGUGGUAUUUGAACUGUGUAAAAUCAACUUUUGAUGUCGUUAACUCGAAUUAACAGCCUUUAAUUUAUGAGCCCCUUUAAUGUAUUAAGGGAUGCAUGGUAUUACCACCACCAUAUCAUUAUCAGCAGAUUUAGCUUAAGUUAAUUAUAUGUGUUCACUGAUUUGAUUAUGACUAACAAUAAUUAUUGCUGAUAAGGUGACAUUAAUUAUGCACACAUAAAAGUGUGUUAAAUAGACGGGGAUAUGGCCAUUUUGAAUGCUUGUGAAGCCUGAGGAUGAGGGUCGGGUUUUACUGUUGCAUCUGUAAUGAGGAGGAAAGCCAAACAACACUCCUUUAAUGCUACCAAUCAAUUUCAGCGUGGUGGGAUAUGCAGGCCUCCCAGCCUAAUGAUGUACUUUGGCUGUUAUUGGUAUAUGUAAUGGUAUCUGUAUCAAUAUUGGUAUCGACCAAAAUGAGUCAGACAAGAUCAGCAUGUUGGAUAUUGCCAAAAAUCCAUGUAAGACAAACAUCCUUAAAUGUUAUAGUUCUCAAUGUCAAGAUGGUCCAGAAUGUGUUUAGAAAGAUUUAAAAUAAACUUUAACGAGAAUGUUUGAUGAAUGUUUUUGAUGAUUUUAUAUUCAUAAAGAAUACUUUGUUGGCAAUUGUCUUGAAGUAAUACACAUAAAGCUACAGCACAAGGGCCAGAAAGGAUCCUUUUGGCUUAUGACAAAACGAUAAAGUUGAUACAGGCAUAAAAUAUGGCGUAUUUUAUGAUACUUCAGUAUCGCGGCCAAACACCUUUCAAACAGCCACCCUUCAACAACAGAUAGCAGUCUGAAUCAUCUCCACAGUGGCAGCUCAGCUUCUGCUGCCUCGGCCUCUUAUUCUAAUGUGUGCUGCCCUAUUAUAUAACUCAUAAAUAUGACCAUUACGUCAGUGUUGAAGUGAUAUUUUAUGUCCUUGUUUUUUAACAUGUUACUUUCCGUGGCCAUGAAACAUGAUCCUGCUAUCUGCUAACUAUUUUUUCAGAAAAAAUAUUAAUAUAGCUCUUAAUACUCUUAUUUUUAGAAUAAAUUAAUCAUUUUUCACUUGCACAAAAUGGUUUAAAUACAUUUCAAUUGCCAUAUAAACACAUUUAAAUGCUGUAGAUGAUGCCAUGGAAAAGACGAUUUGGGAUUCAGAUUAAGGUUUACACGGGUAAUUUGGACUGAAAGCCUUGAAAUAGAUAUAUUUUAGAACCAAGCAGUUUCUAUUUACAGGUGGUUCAUUUGGAGUUGGCACACACCCAUUUCUUUGAAACCUAAUGCACAGAGAUUUACUGUGAGCAUCCAGCCAUCUGUUGUGCAGUCGUGUCAUGUUUAAAAAGGAAAAGCACAAAUGAAAUGUUGUCAAAGGAACCUGGCAAAUAUAGUUGCUUUAGCUGGGGGCUAUGAUAGAGAGCCAAGCACCAGCUGAGAAAUGAAUUGUUCAAGUUUGAACUUUAGUCAUCACAUGAUGAAUAAUAUUGUUUUGUAUAUAGGGCUAAACUUAUAACUCUUUAUGCUUGUAUAACACGAGGUAACUUGUGCAGAUGUUGGAGCGUUAUGGCUCCAGUCACUGACGGCAAUCACUGUGAUCAUCAGCUGAAGUUGUGCACUUUGUUUUGACAACCUCUUCAAUGUAAAUAGUCACUCCUCAGAGGCUGCACUGCUGCAUCCAAUCAGACACCAGCGAGAGACAGAGGAAGAGAGAGAGAGAGAGUGAGAGCGUAGUGAUGUCAAAUAUGGGGAGAGGAGAGUUGGGAAACAUGUUUCCAUAGCAACUGGUAGAAGUGGGUAUAACUGUGGUUGAGAGGCAUGAGCAGCAAGCAAAUACUCACUUGUUCCUUUAAAAGUAGUGGGUCCUGAAUACAACCUCACUGAGAAUGCACCGUUCCUAUCAGACAGAAACCUUAUGGAUGUGUUUGUGCAAAAUACAAUGUUUUCUCAUCCAUUUACAGCCCAUGUCUAAUCAGAAAUAAUGUACCAAACACCUGGAUUAUACAUACACAUAUACUUCACAGUAGAUUUUUUUUAAUGUUGAGUGAUUUAUAAUGUUCGACUGCAGUUAUUUGCGCACAAGUGUUAUACAUGCUUUAAGUGAGCCUGCCCCGCUGACAAAUGCGCUUCACUGCGUUUGUUAUGAUGAACCUACACAAUAAAUUGGUCUUAGUGGGUGAGUUAUUGGCAGCCCCUCUCUGCUCCAGCGUGAGGGACACAUAGCAUCCUGCCACAGUAUAUUGUUGGAAAUUGUGAGUCAGUCUCUUGCAAUACAUUAAAAGCACAGUGGCAGCUUUACUGAUGCAGAGACACUUCAUUUCUGCAGACAUUUGAACUGUAAAAUGAUUUUCUCUCUUGCGGUUCGCACGCUAUCAGUUAAAGGCUGUUUGACUUGAAAGAGGGGCAAAUGAGUUCAUGUUGUUGUGUGUGUGAGUGCGCGCGAGUGUGUCCUGGCCUUAAUUCAUUUUGGCACACAAUAUUUCAAAGUGAGAGCUCCAAAGACAGUAAGAUAAAAGCAUGUGUUUAAAACCUACUAUGUAUUGGUAUAAAUAAAGUGCAAAGAUAUCAAAGGUCUAUCCUGCCAAUUACAAAAAAAAAGAUUAAGAAAAUUUGAACAAAUGUUCUGUAAAAGUAUUGUUUUAUCAUGGUAUCAGGAUCUAAUGCAGCUCUUGUUUACCCUUUGUUUGAAGGACAGAUUAGAUCCUUUUGUUUACUUUAGAUUACAGAUAGUUAAGGAAAGGUUUAAAACUGUGACUGCUAAUUUAGCAGGCUUUAAGUUGUGGCUGUGUGUGAGAGAGUAUUUCACGCUGACAGAAUAGAUAAUGAACAUAAUCCUGCACGGCAAGCGAAGCGUGUCACGGCCUGGGUUGAGGCUUACUAAAACAUCCAAUAGCACGGACUAUAGCACCGGAGGUGUUGUUCUAAGAUAACCACAGAGGCCAGAGGAAAGCUCGGCUAAAACUCUCAUCUAUAUGGUGCCCUUGCUCUCCACAUCUUAUCAGUUGCUUUCGACACAACCGCGGAAAAGUCAGCGUAUACCUUUGGGGGAAUACAAACUCAAGAUAUAACUGAAGCGGGGUUGGGGCUGCAUUAGGCUAUUUAAGGAUCUCCAACUGCAACUGCUGAUUACCAGAGCCCUGGGACAUACAUGUUCAUCACUUUCAUUGAGGAAAUAGUCCUCUUUCAUCACCAUCACUACACAGACCUUAACCGCCAUGCAUGUGCAAGAGAAUUCAGUGAUAUUUAGUGGUACAGUGCCCCUGUAGAAACCAUAAUGAUGAUCCUUAAAUACUAGAGUCAUUUGAGUUUGGAAGGUGCAUCAGUUCUGGUUCUGAGCUGCAGUUAAAAGCACAUGUCAUAAAAUAUUUAUCUUUUUGCCACAGCGCACUGUUAUCUUCAUUUAGUGGCAGAAAAAUCUAUGUUAAAACAGAGGAUAAGCUGUUAUUAAUUAAUAGUAUUUUUACUCUAUGCUGGUGUAAAUUUAAUGAGAUUUCUCUAAGACUGCAAACAGCAAAGGUUUAUUGAUGACCUACAGAGACAUCAUUUAUUAACACCACAAGCUGUCUCCUAUCGUCACUAUCAGCCUGCUUCCAAAUAUGACAUUGCCCACAGCUACAGAUAAUACUACGUCACAGAUGAACUGCUAAUGUCAGAGCCACAGUUCCUGUGCUGCAUUCAUAUCCACCUUGUGCUUUCCUGUCUGUAGACCCACAGUUAGAUUUAUUGCCAGUGUUUUCCUGGUAUUUCUCUCGGUAUGGCAAUAAAAUUGAGGUAGACCAUCCUGCUCCGCUCGUAUUUCAUCUGUCAAGCCGAACACAUGGCGCGACUGUAAAUAAGACUUAAUUUGCUGCUCAGAUUUAGGGACAGGCUAGCAUUCUCUAUCCGUUUCUUGGCAGCAAAAGUCAGGGUUUCAAACAUACUCUUUUGAUAUGCCUCAAAGCAGAGGUUAUUAAAUAUAAUUGUCCUUUCUGGUUUCUAUAUAUUUAUCCCCAUAAGCCUUGUGGAAAAAGUUAUUGAUGUGAAAUCUGCUCUGGAGUCACAUAGGUUAAGACAUAAUUCCUGUUUUUAAUGUUCGUGGUCAGUUUGCUGAUGGAAAAUAUGUUUUAGCUGUCGUAUGGAGACCUGGUUUCAUUCCAUACAUUGCAGCUUGCCAAUUGAGGCUAAUUUUGCCUGAGGUUGGAUAUAUUUUUUUACUCAAUGCUGCAGUCUUAUGAAGCACAUAGAGAGGAAAUGCACAAGUCUUGACAAGUUGCUUGAUAUAACAGAAUCAGGUUCCCCUUAUCUUCCUGAUUCUUGAUUUAUAAUUUAAGAUUCAACUUUGUAUUAAAUGUUAAAACAGGUACUAUUUAAAAUCAACCUGUUUCUACUUGUUGUAUGCAUUUUUUUAAAGAACCGGUGGGUGCAAGAAAUAAUAAUAGAUUUCAGCAAUUGGGUAAUAUUAAUAAAGACACUCGGGCAGAAUGAUCUAAUUCUUGCUCAACAGGUAGUGACGCCUCCUUAAUACUGACUAAUGGGAAACCAUUCGCUCAUUUAGAUUAAGAGUCUGCAGCCAUGCUUGCAGCUGUAGGUUAUACUUUUCUGCUCUAGUGUAAAUGUGUUGAAUGUAAAGGAAACAUGAGCCUUCUUAUAUCAUUCCCACAAGGGCACGCUAAUGUUUAGCAGCUUUGUGCCAGAUUGAGCUCACCAUCUUUGCUUAGUUUGUGUAAAUGUGUUUAUCAGCACUUCCAACAAUCUAAGACUUCGAUUAAUGGGAAUAAAAUCAAUUCUGCAUGCUCUUGACCCAGUUACAAGAAUGGAUAAUGAAAGCACCAGCAAAGUUUUGGAGUUAAAGUAGUAUAUUUCAUUGUCAUUGCUUGGAACCACCAAAAUCUGAAAUAUUAAAAAUCUAUUAAAAAAAUUUGAGCUACAGGCAAAAAUGCACAACUUGCAUUAAAAGCAACAUCUUAUGAAUGAAUAAAGCCAAAAAAUACUGUAUUGAGUACUCUCCACUUAAUACACAGUACUUCUCUAUGUUUCCUUAGUGCUAUCUUUCAAAGCCUAUGAUGUUGAGAUCCCCUCGCUGUCUCAGUCUUACUCGGGUUUAAAACGGAUUUGUCACCAGGGAUUCACAUGCAGAUUAAAUUUCUAGGACAUUUAGUUGCUUCUUGCAAUUUGGCCACCGCCUGCUUUUCGAGAGUUUCUGCCCUUUUAAUGGAACUUGAGCUUCAGGAGCUGGUUAGCCUUUUUAAUGUAUAAAAAGUGAGCUGUUGUUGGCUGCAGAGCAAUUACUCUGUCUUGUGUGUGACUGUUUAGAAUGAGGAUCCUUGAUCCUGCCUUCGAUCUGCAAGGGACUAAUUAGUGUUUGUGCUGCAGACCAGAAACAGCAAACUCCUGGACUGCAUAGGUGUGUGGGUUUUUUGUAUGUUAAUAUUUCACACAAUAAAGAGAAAGGCACUUGUGAGAGAGAAGUAGAAGUAGAAGAUGAGGCUCAGGUGACAGAAAUUCCCCGAAGGGAAUCUCUGUCACUUUAAACAGCAGCUUUCUUGGAAGAACUGUUUUGAAUUGUUCAAUUUAAUCUAGAAAAAAGUUUUGUUUUGAAGAAUUCUGACAGCUUUAACAAUCUUGUUUAUUGACUCUUUGAUAUGAAUUUAAUGCACACAGUGGAUCUGUAAAGUUUUUGAUGUCUUAAGAGCACUCCUUUGUGCUUUUAUGUCAGGUUUUAAUCAGUUAUUCAUUUAUAAUUUCUCACUUCCAUUUUUAGUUCCUCUCAUGUGGAACAUACUGGUGCAUGUUUAUGGUAACAGCCAGUCAAAACUACAGCGUACUUGUCUACAGUAGUGUUAGAUGAUACUGAGAGGUUUUGUAAUGUUUAGUCUGGCCUCCUAGAUACAAAGGGGUUGGUGAACAGUUAUCAUUGCAGGAGUGCUUUAGACUGUCUUCUUCAGUUUGGUGCACCUAAUAAACAGCUGUGUGUUUGCAGCAUAUUCAACAUAAAAUUUGCCUAAUAUUGCUUCUAACUUACCUCUCAGACUUAAAGCUGGGGUAAGCAUUAGAUAUAUUCCUGAUGGAUUUUACGAGGUUAGCAUUUUUAUAAAAUUACAGGGGCUACAGUAAAUCCUGAUCCACCCAGUCAUGUUUCAUUGGUGUCUGGAUGUGUGUGUGGAUCAUCGCAGCAAAAAUGUCAAAGGGAAUAAGUGUCUUAAUAAAAUGAGCUUACACUUUAACGCUCCAGGACCACAUAAAAUGCACCGGAGAACCAAGCUAUUUUCGUUUUGUGCUACUAUGUACUGACUCAUCAUUUGCCCUGUGUUUGCCCCCCCCCCCCCCCCGUCUCUUAUUGCCACUCCACCUAUGUGUCCCACUGGGACUAAAAAUGUAAAAUACUGACACAGGGUCUGUUUAAGGACUUAUCUAAUGGGGAUUAUUUCGUCGACCUUAUUUUAACCCCUCUACUGGGAGUCUCCUUCUAUUGCAUACAUCUCUCAGUUUCUGUGUUUCUGUUAUCGCUUUCUAUUUUGGUUUCAGUCAUCUCUAUAUGCCUUGACAUUUUUAGAGGAUUUUUCCUGGUUGGUUUGGAUAGUCCUGGCUAAAGACUCUGUCAGACAUUGAAUGUGAUAAUGGGCUGUACAAAUACGCUUCGCUUUUUGAAUAAUCAUCAUCAUCGUGCCUCUUCUGCAAAUGAGCUGCCUGUUUGUUAGACUAAAUGACUACCAACCCUAGUUAUUUCCUCAGUCCAAUUAAAACCAAAUCCUUACCCAUAAAAUUAGCAUGACAUCAUUCCAGUCUGUAGUUUGUCUGAAAAUAAAAUGACAAGAGCUCUGAUGUCUGGUUUUUAUAUUCUUUCACUCUGUACAUCAAACCCUGCAGAAAAAAAAAUUAACAAAUUUUAAAAAAGUGUCUAACAGCUGAAUGACUUUCAUAUAAUGCAAUUGGCGAUAGGACAUUUUGGUCUAUAUCACUAUUAGCUGACUAUGAUGAGGAUACUGUGGCAGCAGAGGCAGCACAAAUUACAGUGAUCAUCAUUCACAUGAUUUCAACCUCACACUGCCGAUCUGAUAGUCUGUGAGAUCAUUUUCCUCAUUCUUACUUUAUUUUAUUAUUUGGAAAACAUUUGGGGCUUUUCAAAUCAGAGCUAACUAGACUUAUUUUUCAAGGACUUAGACAUUUAUUGGAUAAAAGGAUGAAGGGACUGAAGUGACUAAUUUCCAAGUAGUUAAACAGAAACUAAUUAAGCAAGCAACAGAUUAACCAACUGGUUUCAAGGUAAAAGGAAAGCUCAGAAAAUAAUCAAAACAGAACAAAGUCAUACAACACAGCUAAACACAAGAUCACAGAGUUACUUAGCACAUAGCUAGCACCACCAGUACAUGGUAUUCUUGCAGGUCAUGCUUGUGCAAGAUACACAUUGCUCCUAUCAAGUGGUUACAUGUCACUUUAAUUACCUGGUCUUUGUUUUAUACUAAGAAUACAUGUGAGGCUUGAUUCAACCGCAGGAGUCGUAAUACAUACCUGACAUGCAGCCCCUGACAGCUGUGGGUAACAUACAGCAGUAAUUAUUCACCCACAGAAACGAUAAUAUGGCCAGCAAUCUUUAGUUUGGCAAGUUUAGGUGAUGACGGUCAAACGUUGAGUUGACCAAAUGUGCUAAAUGUGGUGUUGAAAAUGAAGCAGAUGACGAAAAAAAAGUACUGCAGUUCUUUGAGGAAGACUCCAUCAGCCGUGCAGCAGAGCAGGAUAUUUUGCAGCCCAGGGCAAAUAAUGAUGAAGUGUCUACAUCAAAUAUCAUAUUCAGCAGGAUGAAUUUGUUUAUAUACUCAUGUUUUGCUUACAGUGGGGUUAGGAAUUAUGCUUGAUUGGGCAUAAAAGAGCACGCCUGAUUCGACUAACAGGGUGGGCUUCUUUAAUCAUAAAUUACACAAAUGUAAAAGACAGAAUAUUCAAAUAUUGUGUUGUUUUUUUAAUUGUCAUGUGAAGAAAUGUCACUUCUAAGGCAACAAAUGUGAUUAAAUAUAUCAGUUCAGAUUAGAUUCACCUCAUGUUAGACAGCCCAAAAAUCUGUCUUCCUGCUCUCUUUUGGCCUAUCUUCACUUUCCUUAUGUCCCUUCACAACGCCAUGUGCCCACUCUUGUCUAGACCUCCAGGGUGUUUGCGUGUGUGGGAAAGAAAAUGAGAGAGAGAGAGUGCGUGUGCAUGUGUGUCCGUGUGUGUGUGUGUGUGUGCAUUUGUUUGCACACCGACGGUAGUAUACACAUGCACGUGAUCUUGCUCAUGCAUAACAUAGAAUUGGAUUUGGAGCCUUUUUAGUCACACUUCUUAGUCAACCACAGGAACCCUUGACUGUCCCCUUGGGAGACUCUGGAGGAAACAAGUGAAGCUUUGUUCUAAUUAAGCACUGAAACGUUUAAGGCUAUACCUCCAUCUGUGUAGAAUAACAAAAACGAUGUCCUUUUCUGCCUGUCUUUGAUGGAGCGCAAUGACAGGCUCUGCAUUUAUCUUUCUGUGCAGACAGAACAAUCUCAUAAGUUUUGAAGCAAACUUAAAAUACAGUUCCUCUCGGGUACAUUGGCAGUCUAGCUCUGGUCCUUUCCAACUGCUGAAUGUUAAUGUGAAUAAUUGCAGUGCUGACUGGAUGUUAUUUCUUUUGAAAGUGCAGGAAGACUGCAGGCAAAAGAGGAAAGAAAAUGUCAAGUAUUUUUGGCUGCCAGAGCAGACACUUGCAUUGUCCAAGUGAAGACGUGCAGGUUUAUUAGUUUUAACAGAUUUCAUAAACACACUGUCCUUUUAGUGUUUACAUAUGUGCAAAGAUUUAGAUGACACCUCCUACCAGAACAAUAAGGAAAACUGGGCCUUAUUUACAAAAUGACAAGCUGUUAUUGUUAUCAUUUUGACCACUGUGGUACAUAUGUGUUCAAGUUUCUCAUGGCUUUCAGUCUAAAUUAAGGUGACCAGACGUCUCUGAUUUCCAGGGACAGUCACUGUAUUUGAUGACCUGUCCCUGGAAAUAUCCCCGAUUUAAGCGUUUAAUGAAUGAGAACAAAAAUGUUGCGUGUAGACUAGAACAACAGUUACUAUGGUGGCCGAGUAGGUAGGAAGCACAAGUAAGUUUUUACGGAGGGCUAUUACGGGGGCGUGCGCUGCUACUUAGUAGUACCAAGAUGUUGUCUGUGAUCACGCAGCCCAUGCUCACUCCGGAUGUCCCCGGAUUUCAUUACAGAAAUCUGUCCACCUUAGUCUAGGUAUAAUAUCAGUCUUUGAAUGCUGAAACUGUUGUAAACAUACCUGCAUUUUAGGCAGUGCUACAUUGAGUAUUUGUUCAUGUUACUCAUUUUUCAUUGUAUGUUUUUUUCUCUGUGUCCUAGUUUCCCUGGAGGUGCAGAUCACACCAACUCAGGGGGAAAUUAGUCUUGGAGAGUCUAAAUUCUUCAUGUGUGAAGGUGAGUUUUCCAAACUGUUCUGACUGUGCCAAUAUUUUACUGAAUUUUACCUCUCAUUUUAUAUUCCUUAUAUCAAAAAUGAGAGUCUAGUUUAGUCACAAUAAAAGGAAAAAAAACAUCAAAUUUUGACAAAGUGGAUCUUCUGAAGAAAAAUAUCCAGUUGUGUUUUUGCGCUGUAAGUGCUCCUUAAGGAGAUACUAUUGUGGAUAACUGGUUUCCAGAUCAAGUGUAAAUGAAAAAAUGAUGCUAACUACUACUUUAGGUACUUCAUUUGCCAAUAUUUCCCACUGAGACAUCUUCUAAAUCAAACUCAGCAUCAGUCUGUUUUAGGACUCCAUCAGUAUAUUUUAGAUAAACCUACAGUCUGACUCUCACUUAUAAAGUGGUCCUCAUGUUUAUUAUAGGCAAGACCAGUGAAGGUGUUUCAGCAACAGGCCAUCAGAACAGCUUAAGUACUACUUCAUAAAAGCAGGUAGAAGUCACACACCAGUUGAAAUCAGGACAACGAGAAAUCCCUUAACAAGAUCCAUCGGUAAAUGAACUGCCGAGAGGCAUCUUCUUAAUGAGGAUGUGACCACAAUAGUCUCAAACAAGAAGUGAGUUUCUAAAGCAAUAUACAGAUAACCUGGAUGCUGUAGACCAGCUAUUCUCACCGCUGCUACGCACUUAAUUCAAGUGACAGACAAUGGCUGUUGAAGAAUCUCAAUGACCUCUGUUUCCCUCUUCAUUCAUUCAAAACAAAAGAGAGAACAUAAUUAGUUGAUGAGUGCUGAGUUUUUGUGUCAUUUUCCUUGAGCCUCGUUGGCGGUGAAUAUUUACAUUAAAGAAAACUUGUUUGUAACAUACUUUGUUUUACUGUGCUCUCAGUUAUAGGUACUCCUAGACAAAUAGAGUGGUUUGGACCUAACGGGGAGAGGAUAGACCCAAACCGACCAGACGUUACAGUAACACGUAACGAUGAGUCAUCUUCCACCCUCACAUUGUAUAAAGCUGGCACUGAAAACGCAGGGACGUAUAAGUGCGUCGCUACCAGUGGAGACCAGCAAGCGGAGUCAACAGUCAAAGUGAAAAUCUUCCGUAAGUAUUUUCCUCACCCAAAACACUCCACAUUAUUGAGCGCUAUGAGCACAGAAGGAAAAAAUCCUGUUUAUUGAACUCACACUAUUUUAUUGACUGCUCAAGGGCAACACAUUACUCUUUUUCUUUUCAAGUGAGGAUGGAUUUUUCAUCAGUUCAAUAAACGGUCGGAAGACCAUUAGAGGGCUGCUUAAUGAUCCUGUCUGUUGUGCAGUUCUUGUGAGUAAUGGCUUUUAUUUUCCAUGAACGCCAAGCAUCAGCAAAUGUCCAUCAGACAUGAAAUCCUUUUCCAAACAGAACUUUCCUGUUAAUUCAGCGCCUGUUUUAGGUUUCUAUCGGAGGUGGUCAUUCAUGUAAAUAUAGCACAUUAAAACCACUGAACAGUGUCAAUCACAAAACAGAGUGCAGCUUGAUUUGUUACUUUGAGGUUUCUGAAGAUAAGCAUUUGACUUGGGGCAAUAUUUAUUAACAGCAUUAAAAAGGUUUGGGUUUUUGCCACUUUGACCGAAGUUAGACACAGGAGAGCUCUCUUUGAGAUUGUGUGUCAGAAUGGAGGUAUAAAAUGCAAUCCGAAGAAAAUAGCAGCUGUAACUUUACAGACCAUCCUAUCCAGAGCUGUACCUGAUGAUACUUUCUGAUGAGCUUCUCUUUCGAGUGUUUACUCUGACCAGCAUCCCUCUUCAUGCCGUAUUGUUCUCUAAUUCAUAAAGUGCAGCUCUUCUGUUAGUUACAUAUUAAUAAUCUGAGCUGACCAAGACAGUCACGGACCAAUGUGCUUGCUGUAAGUCGUCACAUGUGAUGCUGCUCACCCAAUCAUAUCUUUUACUGGGGUUAGCAUAGCAAGCAGUUCAGAGACACACACAUGCAGAAGCUGGUUGAAGAAGGUAACUCUGAGAAGUGAGUCAUGAAAUAGUGGACUCCAAAAAUGAGAGAGGUCCACAGCUACAACAUGGGUUAGUAUUAUGAACAAACAGAUGGAUUCCAACACUGGUACGUGUCUUUUAUAAUAGGACAAAUAUUAAAAGCGCCCAACCAGUCCAGCAGUUGUUCUGAGUUAAAACACAGAUUUUUUAAACAGUCCUCUCAACACAAAUCCAGACUGAGAACACGGAAAAUGUACAAAUAUGCUUCUUCAAGAGGGCUCUGUUUUGUAUUUUAUUUUAAAAACAUUAUAACAUUAAUCCACAUUACUGUCAUUAUUACUGAGAGCAGAUUAAGUAUUGAUGAACUUCUCUUAAACUUUUUGUCAGAUUAAAUACUCAGUUAUUGACAGUCCACAUAUAUUGAUCUAACUGCUUAAAAAUAAAUGGCAUUAAAUCAUGGAAAUUCAGACAUUAGGAAGUACAGGGCCUUAGCUUGAAGACUAUUUCUUUCCCUGAACCUCUUAAAAUUUUAAUAAGUUACCCUUGCACUACAAAAAAUAAUGAAUGAAUGUUCAAAUCCUUAGCAGUGAAUACUAACCUAUUCCCUCUCAUCACUCAAGGUGAAUUAUUUGAAAACAGGUCAAACUCAUGCUGAAAUGCAAAUUGGUUCACUGUGUUUUUUCCAUUUUACUCCAGAAAAAAUCACCUUCACAAACGCGCCUUCACCCCAAGAGUUUACAGAAGGUGACAAUGCCAACAUUGUUUGUGACGUCAUCAGUUCGCCUCCACCAACAGUCCUCUGGAAGUACAAAGGAGCGAAAAUACAGAUGGAAAAAGACGGUAGGAGUUCUCUGAACAGCAUGAGGAUAAGACUCAUAUCUCGCUUGAUUUAAUUUUAAGCUCCUGUCAUCUGUUUUAAUUCUGCAGAUUUUUAAUAUUCAUGAGUUGUUGUGACAAAACUUGACUAUAUGCAUAUGAAUUGUUUUAAACGUGUUUGAUAUUCAGCUUGCAUGGUCUAGUUUGCAGAGCAGUUGGUACAAAAUCCAUUUUUAGUCCAUCACAUGAAGAAGAAUCGAAUAAUCAAAAAGCUGUCAUCGCUAAAUCUUUUGUUCUUUUUGUGUUCCUCUCAAAAUUGAAAGUUGUGGUUUGAGUAUAGAAAUCACCAGUCAUACAUUUUGAUGACUGUGCAUUUGAAAUGUAAAUUGGCCUUGAAAUGACCAAGAUUUACAGCCAAGGAAAAGCAUUGUGUUGAUCGAGGUCCAGAUUUGAUGAUCGACCCUCAUAACAAAAGCAACACAGUUCAUCCUUUUUUUAGCUUUAUUGUUACUGCAUUGGGCAUUUACCUCAACAAUAUGUGACAUAAAACACAGAGCACAAACUGAAUUGGACAUCCAGGUCGACCAGAGGCUUGGAAGUGUUCAUGCUCAGUUUAUGUUGCCACCCUCCUCCAGGGUUUAUCCUGAGCUUUGAAAGGAAAAAAUUAAUUUGCUUUUGAAUUUGAAAAUACAAUUGAAUCUCUGCUCUUCACCCCCUGACUCUGAGCAAUAUCAUAUUGUGUAUGGUUGUGCUGGUAUUGCUCGCUGAGAAAAUAAUAACGCAGGCUCAUGUGUGGGUAGUAAUAGUCUUUUAAAUUACUACAUGAUUAAAUUCAUUCUGUUCACAUUUCAUCUCAAACUGGGGGAGUUCUUGUGGGCUUUGACCAUAUUUCUCCUUUUCGAGAGCAGGUGGAAUGAGUGUUGGGGAGUGUUCGCGGAUAUGAAUUUGAUGGAGUAGAAACGCAUCUAAUAUUCAUCCAAAAAAGAGAUGUUACUUUAGUUGUUUUUUUAUGUAAACGUGUCCCUCUGGAAAACACAAUAUUGCGUAUUCCCUUGACUAAUGGAGCCUGAAAAAACUGCAUAAAUUCAACAUUAGGUUUGUGUAUCAGAUCAAAGAUAACAUUGACUAAAUCAAACCCUUAAAUUUAAAUGUUGUAAGUUGUCGGCCAGGUAUAUCAAAGUGAACAGUUGCAAUGGUUUACAAAUUUGGGUAAUAGUUUUCUGUAUACAGAGAGUUUCAUUCCUAUUGGUAUGCAUUUGUCUCAGUACCAACACAGCAGCUGUUUACUUUAAGUGCCUGACUUCUGCUUCAUUUAAGCUUGUAGAAUACAUAUCACACCUGACAGUAUGUUUAUCAUCUGCUUCCUUUUAGUUCGCUUCAAAGUACUGAGCAACAAUCACCUUCAGAUCCGCGGCAUAAAGAAGACAGAUGAGGGCUCGUAUACCUGUGAGGGUCGCCUCAUGGCUCGCGGCGAGAUUGAUCUGCGGGUCAUCAAGGUCGUUGUGAAUGGUUAGCAGCCCCCUCUCCCUCCUACUGUUUCCUUUUCUUUUUUUGUUCCUGAGUGCAUGUUUUUGUGUGGCAGGUGUCCCACGAUGCCUUAAUAAGCUGUAGAUCCUGAGAGGGGACCAGGCUCAGCACUAGAGUGGAAACAGUUGCCCAGAGCAACCGUGUAUCAAAGAUGUUCCAUGCUAAUGAAGUCUGUUUUCUGCAACUUCUGAGCCUGGAAAAUGAGUGUGCCUAAAAUAAGCGUUCUGAAUUUGUCACUGCUUCUGCCUGAUUCCCUCCCACUAUCUAUUUAUGCGGCUGUGUGCGGUGUCUAUCUAUGAAAUCAUUUCUCUGUUUACUAAGUUAUUUAUCUCUCAUGUGUCAGUGCUCCCUACCAUCAGAGUCUGGCAGUCAGAAGUGAAUGCCACGGCAGAGGUCGGGCAGCCUGCCAUAUUGACCUGUGCUGUUGACGGCUAUCCUGAACCCAUGGUGACUUGGACAAGGUAGAAACGGCUAGCAACUGCAGAAACAAGUGCUUUCCACAUUUUCAGCAACACCUCUCAGUUUCAAUCAGAUUGACCUUAUUGUUUUAAAAAUGUUUCUGUUUUAUUCGUCUGUAAGUUCAAGCUUCAUUGAUUAGAUUGGAUUAGAUUAGAUUCAACUUUAUUGUCAUUAAACACAGUACAAGUACAGGAACAACGAAAUGCAGUUUAGCAUCUAACCAGAAGUGCAAGGUAGUAAAGUGCAAGGUAUGUACAUAUGGGCAGUGCAGGUAUGAACUAAAUAUACUAAUAUUGAGUCAUCCUUUAGGGUUUUUUGACACGUUAUAUACUUAUUGGUAUGUGUUGUAGAGUUUAUAGGUUCACAUUAGAGCUUUGAGCUGUGAGUGCUGUUUGCAUGUUCAAUACAUACACUGAGGGUGUACUGCAGAAACUCAAAACUCGGCAGAUGUUGUUUUAUUCCUCAUAAAAAUGUCUAUUUAGAGCCAAGAUUACAAGCCGUAUUCACCUGGAAGGUCCAGCUAGACAUCUUAAUCCAAGGUAAAACACACCACAAAUAUACCUGAAUUGCUCAUAAUGAGAAACCUGCCAAUGAGGCAAGAAAACUGUAUUUUCUUGAAAUAAGAAGGCUGUCUAAAUUUAAGGAACUUUGAACUCUAACAUACAUUUUUAUCUUAACCUGUUGGUGGAUUUUUUUACUCAUUACAAGCAAUUCAGGUUUCUAUUUGGUUUGUAAAUCUUGAAAUAAGUCAUAAGUCAGCACUCAUUAGGUGAAUGUAGCUUAGAUUGAGUCUAAUGAAAAUACUUUCAUGGCACUGAGUAGAGAGAUAAAGGAUACUUUAUAUUAUUGAAAUUCUCUCUGAAAAGAGCAAACAUGUCUCUUUCAAAUUUUAUGUGUCUUUCUGAGAGACAUCAUGAUAUUUCAUCCGUAACCAGAAAUUUCAACAUGUUGCUGCCGUCAGUGGAAAAACCCACAGUCACCAAUCUUACCUCAAUCUAUCCUCUGGCUAUCAUUAAUAUCCAAACUAAGUCUUUGUAAAUUUAUGAAUUCUACCAAGUUUUUUACCAGCAGACUGAUGGAUAGUUUUUGCAAAGUUAUACUUUUCAACACUUUUGCAUUUUUCAGAUAGGACAGCUGAAGAGUGUCAAGGAACGUGGGGAGUAGAGAGUCGGGGGAGACAUGCAGCCAUGGUUCAUGGUUGGAAACUGAACCAGUGGCCACUGCAGCAAGGACUAUGGUCUCUGUAUGUGGGGCACUUAGACCACUAGACCAUCAGCGGCCAGAUGGAAAGAUUUUUCCAUCCAUGAAACCAAACUGUUCUGAAGGCAAAAUAUUGCACCUCAUUUCUAGAAGGUUCUCUACUUCACAGUCUGGCUGCAAUGUUGAUGUUAACAAUCUCAUAAAUACGUGUGAUUCCAGCAGUGCACUAAAGAAGCUUCUCAGACAUUCGAGUGUCUUAGCCGAGUUCUUUUAGAGAGAGACGUGGCUGGUCAAUUAUCUUUGUUCAGUCACAUUAAAAUAAGGUCACAUCAAGCUGCAGAGAUGGUGAAAGAGAGGCAUGCUUUCGUGUUUGAUGGUGGUUGCGUCAAAUGUUGUAAACAGCUCUAAUGGCUGCUGAAACAUAUUCACAAUAUCCGUAAAAGCUGGCAGCAACAGACUAAAGAGAAAUGGCCUUUUAGAGGUAAAAAAAAACUGUGGGCUGUAGUUGUGUUAUAAAAUAUUUAAGAAGAGAAAUGAGGAAAUAUUUCUCCUCAUGUUUAGUUUUCCCUGUUGGAGUGUUUAAAGAGAUUUUAAAUUGCCUUAUAGCUCAGAGUCAAUUUUUUCCUCUAUAAGAAAUAAGAGUUAAGCUUGGCGUUCAUUAAAGCUUAUUUUACUUCUGCGAGAUGUUGUUUGUUUCUUAACUUGAGCAAGACUGCAUAGAAGGAAGAUUUAACUUAGUGGCAGUAACAAGUAUUAAUAGCCUGCUUUGCAUUAUUGACAUUAUUAUAUAACAUUCUUUACAUUAUGUUAGAAAUGAAUAUUAUAUAAGGUUAUCAAGCUAAGUGAUGCUGCUUCUAAAGCAUAAUGUGGCUUUUUCAGGCUGGGUAUCCUAUCUGGAGCUUGUCAGAAUAAAGGGAAUGACAGUAAUUUGAAGAAUCUGUACAGACACAUGUAAGGAUCAUUACUGGCUGCAGGCACCAAUUUACUGUCUUCAAACUGGUGUGUGCCUGACACUGUAGGAUAAUAUGAAAAGUCUACCAACUGGUUUAUUCAUUGCAACAGGAAACUUUAUCACCGGGUAUCAAAGGUGCAUGUAAACAGUGAAACCUGAAGACCAAUGUGUCAUCAAUAGCCACAUUGUUCUGUGUAGCUGAAUACAGCCAUUGAUAGGCUUCGUCUUUGUUAAACUUCCUGUUCAAUCUGGUUUCCAAGACAGCAGUUAGCUGUGUGGACAGCCUAGAUUAUGGGGGUUGGUUGGGGGGGAGCACAAGUGCAGCACCCAAGGAGCUACUGUUCCUCUUUGUUUCCAGUAUUUUGAUGCUUUCUGAAUAAUGUCCUCUGUUGGUGUGGAGAGAGCACAUUUUGAACCCUCUAAAAGCUGCACUGUAACCCAAAAGAUGCGGUUUAAGAUGGUUAAAGGCCGGAGAACAUCAUACGCUUUCAGUGGCUAACCAUAGUGACACAAAAUUCAAAUUCCACUCGUGCGAAAGAAAAAUAUGUUAAACCGUUUCUAUUCACCAACAAAGACUGUCAUUCUUUCAAAAGAAAACAUUGCCCAUAUUCUCUGAAACAUUUCCAGCCUUUAACAUAGAUUAUCUCACAGCUUUUCUUCUUCACUGACUGCUUUUCUCCUUCAUCACUUGAUCUUUUUCAAUUUGUCAGCCGUAGGUGUAGAAACUGCCGCUUAUUUUUCAUAGACCUUAGCAUCACUCUUAGGAAACGGUUACUUUUCCAAAGAGAGGUUUUGUAAAAGGUGAAGGCAGAAAAUGUGUUUUAAAUUGAUUGGAUGGGGGGAUAUUAUGUCUAACACUUAUGCCUCCCCACAGGAACGAAGCAGUCCUCGAAGCGGGAGAGAAGUACAGCUUUAAUGAAGAUGGCUCCGAAAUGACAAUAAUGGAUGUGGCCAAGCUGGAUGAAGGAGAGUACACCUGCAUCGCCAAGAACAAGGCCGGGGAGAGUGAACAGGAGCUCAGUCUGAGAGUGUUUGGUAAGGGAAAGUGCUUUACACACAUACCUACAUGACCCCAAGUGACAGUAUAUAUUAUUCCAAGUGUGUGGGAAUGAGGUAUAUGGAGUAUGUGGGUGCUGGGAGAACAAUGGUUCGGUUAUGUGUCUGUUUCCUACAGGAUACAAGACUAGGUGUUGUUUCAGUGUGGGUUGUGGUUGUUUCAUGUAAGACUGAAGCUUAAGGAUUUAGAGACCGGCCAAGUGGGAUGAGCUUAGCUCAGAUCUUUGAUGUAUUUUUCUCGUUCUCCUUUUUCUGCUUUCGCCCAAAAGGUUGUUGUUCUCUUUAUUUUGUCACGUAAUGAUGUCCAUUAUUUCAGUCACAACCACAAUAUCAGUUCGUGUAGUCAAGUCAAUUAUAUUUACAAUGAGUAUGCCGGUGCAGUUCAUUUUCUGAAACAACAGAGGUGGCCAGGGUCUGUCUCUUUAGAGCUCAACGGGUAAACAAUUUCCAUUAAAUUACACAAGGCAGCUUUCAAGGCACAUUGUUUACCUCUUUGGCAAUAUUUACCUCAUUAUCGAGAAGAUUUUCUUGCACUUACAAAGCUGUGGUCUCCUAACAUCAGUGUGUGAAAAGCUGCAAUCAUGUGUGUACUUGGAAGCACUCAUUUCUGAAUGUGAAAGCUUUAUGAAUUUAAAUGCGUUCUCACCAUCAUAUUUUUCCUAAUCUCCCUGAUUUUAAAUGAAGGCUGUGAACAUUUAGAGCCUUUUUAAAAUAAGUUUGGUAAUAAAUUUAAUAUGUGUUGUCCUGGUUCAACUCACAGUAGGCCUAAAAAGGUUUUGAAUUCUUCACAUCAUUCUAUAACAGUGAAUAAUUAUGACUAAAUUUGCAAUAUUGAAGGUUUCUGUAUAAAAAGAACUGAUGAGAAUCAUGCUGUCACGGUCAGAGGGAUGGUUUUAAACAUAAACCUGCAGGAUGCCAAUGAAGCUCUCAGUGCAAAUGUGUCUAAAUGUUCCCCUUCAAACUACUAAUGAUAACAAUUCAAAUCGCUCACUGUUUUUCGACACACUCGACUCAAUAGUUCACUGAACCAGAGCAAUGUCCUUGUGUAAAGAAGUGGAUCAUUGUUUUUCUGCACAAAGAGCAUUUUCUCUUUGUCCUUUUGUAUCAAUGGAACCGAAAUGUGACUUUUGUCAGAAAGUGGAGCGUGAAUCUGAUACAAAAGCCAGCAUACAACAUUAAGUCUUUCAAUGAAAACUAAAUUUCUACAUUUUCUUAAGAUUUUAACACUAACUAACUCUCUGCAGAAAAGCUGUCAGUAGUUAGACCAUUUUAUUGCUGAAGAAAACUUACAAAAGGUCUUGAGUGUCUUUUCUCCAUGAUUUCUUCGCAGAUUCUCAUAAUAAGAAAAUGUCUCAUUAUAACACUCCUGAUAACAAGAUUCAUUAAAAGCAUUGAAAAAAAUUACGGUGUGAUAUGAAAAACAGUUUUUAUGCCUGCUCUAUAAAAUGAAGAGUUCUGUUUCACUGUGGGAGUAUGGAUUUUGACUCAGAUUUCCUUCAUGCAGUAUCUUUGCCUCACGUCUCUAUCUUCGACUAUCCCAUACCCCCCUGGGAGGAGGCUAAUUUCCUCAUGGUUAAAACGCAGCGCAGAGCAAUAAGUUAAAUUACAGAGAAGCACUGUGAAAAUUUAAUUCCUCACCUCCCCCUGUAAUGUAAACCAUGUCUGAACUGAGCUUUGGGUUAUCAUUUUUCAGGAUUUCACAGCACCCCCAUCCGAAUUGUGCGAGUCCUUUUUAUCACUCUGACAGUGGUGCCAACAUAAGCUAACAGCUUCACAUCUGUCAUUUGAUACGUGCUAAUAUAUUUGAAUUUUGAUAGAGUCUGAUUUGUGCAUUGUUAUGUGACACCCACACACCUACUUCAAACCAGUGUCUGUCUUUAAGAAACCUGUUAGUGUGAAGCUGUAGCCAUCCAAAGGUUCAGGCAGGAUCUCUUUCUCAUCACCCUGAACAAAAUAAGUUAAAGUUUUAUUUCUUCGACAGCAGCUGGGGUUAUUUAAAGGUGUUAUGUCCCAUUAAAAUACCCCUCAAAACAGCUCUGCUCACUUGAGUGACUGACAAACAUCUCCACCGCGGUGACUGCUAAUUUGUUUAUGCCGUUGAGUUGUUCUGUCGAUCACAUUUCUGUAUGCUGGAAAACUGUUUUAGAGUUUUUGACAAUGAACAGAGUGUCAGAAAAUGGACAUUACUGAUCUGUUCUAUUCUUAAGUAAUAAUCAUCCCUGAUCAGUUUGUGACACCCCUGGCUGUGAAUACAAAUAUUACCUAUCUAUAAACAUAUUAUUUAUACAUUAUAAAAGGACACUACAGAUGUUCCUUUGUUUAUUCAAUAAUUAUCAGUCGAGCUGAAAGCAUUUUAAUACAGGGUUGCAGUUGUUUUUUGUGCUUAAAUUAUCAGUUAUAUGCAUCAGGUUGAAUUCGCUCGCAUUAAGCGAACGUAUCGCUUCAUGUGUUCAUCUCUCAUGGAGGUGCAGUGAAAAACAUCAGAGCACAGAGUGUUGCUCAACCUGAGAAGUCGAGUCCCGGAGUUUGGCUCUGUUCUCUGCUUUCAAGCUUACGUAUGUGUGCUGUACUCUGACAGUUUUCUCGACUAUAAACAAAAGUGAAGACCAGCUCCUUUGAGGUAUGCUAAAUAAAUUAUUACAUGAAUAAAAUUUGGUGCCACACAAGGUUAUCACAUCCUUGCCGGAGCGGGACUGGGGAGACUUAAAUGCAGUUUAGCUGCCAUAAAAAUCCCACACACCUGUCAUACUCCUCUUCCCUUUCCCUUUGAACUCAUCCCAAAUCCACAGAGUUGCUCUUGUACGCAUUGUACUUGUUCUGUCAAAACACCUGGCUGUCAUGUUAAGUUAGUGCAGCUCUGAUGAUUUCUGUUUGUAUUUACAGUCAAACCUAAGAUCACUUACAUCGUAAACCAGACCACAUCAGAGAUGGAUGAGCAGGUAACUCUGACUUGUGAGGCAUCAGGAGAUCCAACCCCCACCAUCAACUGGAGCUUCGGUGAUCUCGUCUUCACUGAAGGAGAGCAGGUACAAUUAAAAAGGCAGUAUGGGGCAACAGGAGAAGCCAAAUAUCCAUAUCCUAGGUAAAUGAGGGCUGGUGUCCUGCAGGGUUUUUUUUCCUCAAGAAGUUUAAGAAUCAGGCCGGCAGUAAAGCAUACCGACAAUAUCUGUGUACUUGUUUCUUAUUAUACAUAAACCCCUAGGUUUGAAGUACUUUUUACACACUGGGCAUAAAAGAGAAAAGAAAGAAAAAUAUGGCACUUCCUUAUCUUUGUUGUUAGCGGUAGAAUAGUCAGAAAUUAAGACCAAACUAGUAGGAAGCAGAUUAAACUCAAUUUAAUUUGAUUUCCUCUCAAACUAAAGAAGUUGUGAUAAAAUACUGAAGAUGCAGUUUGACCUCAAUCAACCAUUCCCAUACAUUACAAUCAUAAAAAGUUCAACCCUUGUACUUUUACAUUCUUCAAGCAUACUUUAUGAUUUGAAACCGUGCACUCUCAAAUUGGGUCACAGCGACUUGUAAUCACAAGGGAGGAACACAAACCUGCAGGACGCCGGUGUGUCUCAGGUAGAGGAAUUGAAUACCUUUAACCUAAUUCUAGAGGUAUAUUGAUCAUGUGCAGGUUGGGGACUUGUGCAGUUCCACUACAAAAACCCCUGACAAGGUUUAUGUUCUGCUGAUUAUUCCCCCAAAAUUAGCAGCUCCUUCACCAUGGCCCAGUGGACCUUUUGUAAUUAGCCCAGCCAAACUCUUUCCUGUAAUGUGGAGCACGCUCAGAUUCGACUCGAGUUUUCCCAACAGUCAAGAAAAUCCACGUCAGAAACCCAAUUACAACAUUUCUAAAAUAAGCUUGCAAUUUGAGGCAAUGAUUAAACUUUGUGUGCUUCUUUCUGAGCGCUGUUUGCCAGAAUGAUCACUUGAGCGAUCAAGUGUUUGUUCAGCGUUUUCAAUCACUGUUAUCAUUAUGCCGCUCAUGCUGGUGAUUGAAAACAUUUUCUGAUAAAAUGCUGUAAUAAAAAAAUGAUUAUUGAUAAAUAUUCUGCUGCCAUCUGUGAAAUGUGUUUUUGCAUUAGCCACAUGCAAACCAUCAAACACAGAGAAUACCUGUUUGGUAUUCUCGUACAGCUUUCCCCCCACAUGGCCUAGGUCCUCAAGGUCUUGCUACAGUUGGGAGGUAAUGAGGGGGAAAAUGCUUCAAAGAGAUACUGCAGCUCUUGGAGGAAUUCUGAAGCCAGUCCAUUACAUGCACUACAUUUUCUUCCUACAGGCACACCUAAACAGGAUCUAUCAGGUAUGAAAUACGCGUGGCACAGAAAUGUACUGGAGUAGUGUUGCAAAGUAUGCCUCCAGAUUUGACAAAGAAAACCCCACCGAAAUCAAAUAAUCCCUUUUUAUUGAGGAUUUCCCCGCUCUUUCCUGAAAACCCCAAGGAAUGAUCUCAUCAGAGUUUAUGAAAUUGAUUCAACUGCUGCAUGCUUCGCAAGAAUAGCCCGGAAACUUCACUGAUCUUGUGAUAGAAAGUGUUUUGAACAUAUCAUGAGAUCAGAUGAAAAGUUGGUUAACACCAUAAUUAGAUGAAACAUCAUUUCUGUGUCGCUGUUGCCUGAUCAUUUCAAACUUUCCAUCACAGCAUGAGGUUGCUCGGAUUCAAGCCCAGCUCAGUCUGUCUGUCAUCUCCAUCGUGCUGUAGAUUGUCUAACCUUUAUGUCGGUGUCAUUUUUCAAAUAGAGGGUAAAAGUGCUCCACUUAAAAUCUAGCUUUUGAAAAUCACAGAACCACUCAACCCCUGCAGACAAAAAAAGAGCGUAAGAUGGUUUGGAACAUACUGAUCAGAGAGGUGGCGAGUGGAGAGGUGGAAUAUGCUGCAAGGAGAGCUUUAAUGGGCUUUUUUCUAACCUUGAAAAGUGGAAUCCAUCGUGAGUGACUUUAUUUCAAAUAGAUGACAGCCACUGUGCCUUUUUUUGACAAUGGAAAAUAAAGUUUUUACAGCCACCUGUCAGAGUCUGCAAGGUUGAGUGUGUGAUAUUCAAAAAAAGGGGUCUUAAGUCGAGCAUCACUCCGAGUGUAAAACAUGCUACCAUCAUAUGAUGCACACCACAAUAGGCCUAUUUUUUUACACAGUUAACCAACAGUGGCCGGGCACACAUGGAUGCAUCGUCUAAUAUCAGGAUACACAUCUAUCCUUUUAUCUCUUGUGGCUGUCCCGAGAGAAGCAGCAUUUUUUUUCUGCAAAACACACCUCCCAGCUGCUGCACCACGACUUCCUCUUCUGUCACUGACAGACUGUCUCCUUUUGUGGUCGUGUAGCUGUCAUAAUGGAUGAGCAGAGACUCAUCAGGGGGCUAGAGUUAACACUCUGCAGCUCUACAUCCCACAGUCCCACCAUUUUAUCUCAUAAAAGAUGUUGCCUGGUCAGCUGUACUCAAAGUGUGAAGAUGAACUCUGCAGGUGUACGGUGCUGAGGAAGUGGAUAAUGCACACAGGCUUAUAGUUACAUUUCAAAAACGCAGCUAAAAUGUGCAUAACCCACACACUUUUAUACACGGUGCAUUCCUGCAGACAAGCAGCGCCAUGGCAUGUCACGAAUCACAUGUCAUGUGAUGCACAGCUGUGCUGGUGGCGGUAUGUUUUACACCUUAAUGUGCAGUAUGCUUGGUGAUCUGUAGUAUCUUUUUACAGCUGUCCUCACAGAAAUGAUUAGCAGCCUUUUAAGAGGAACUGUAGUGACUAUAGAGUAGAAACAGUAGAUUUAGAUUGCUUAGAUUUCCCCUGUAGUUUCUUUCAUUCAUGCAUAGUAGAUGCAACCUUUUUCCACAGUGGGGCUCUAAUGAUCAUGUGAGGUAACAGCUGCUAAUUGUUUUAUUGUCUUGUUGUGUUUGUCCAUCUGCCUGUCAUCCUUUCUGCAAUCAUCACAACAGCUGUAUUUCAUCCAGAGUGGGUGUGACAAAUGAAGCAACAUUCGUUUGGGGUGGACACGGUGAAUUGUUAAUAAUGCAGCUGUUAAUUCACGGUUCAGUUUUGGAGCAAACUUAAUGGAUCUCAAGGGUGGGAUUUGUCAUUUACCAUAUUGGUUUGAGCGUUGUGUUGGUCAGAGAGUCAGACCUGCAGUGUGCUGUUUAAGAUGCGUGGUGGUAAUGAAUAGAUGGGAUUCAUUAGCAGCAUAUUUUAAUGUGUCGUUCAGUUCUGUGGUUUCCUACUCGGUCAGCCACUUCCAUUUCUUUUUUAAAUACUUAUGUACAACACUGGCAAGACUUUUCAACCCUAGAGUCCCUUGAAUAUAUAGUGUUUUCCCUUUCUUUCCAGUAUGUUACUUUAUCUAAUAUAUCAGUCGUGGUUUGUUUUCUUUAGACAGAAGAGAGGAGGAGUGGGGAUAAUACUGAGGGUAAUGGAGGAUUGAUAAAAGGAUCGACAUUUUACAGAUGCAUCAGGAUUUUAUUUCAACAUCUACUCCAAAUGAGCGUGAGAGGAGGUUUAGAUCUAACCAUAAAUAUGCUGCAUCCCGACCCCAUAUACAACCAGAGCUACUCUGGCUUUCAUUGCGCGUCCUCUCUUUGGCCAACAAGAUGAGAGUAUGAAUAAUAAUAUAUAAAUUGUUCUUUAGGACGGACGUGAUAGUGUUUACAAUUAGAUGAAAAAGAAAGCUGUGCAUGCACUGGUAUCUACAAUAUGUUGGCAAUGGAACAAAAAGUGUUGGAAAAUGUUGGCACUAACAAAAAUAUCGACUGUUCCUCCAGUUGUUAGAUACUGCUCGCUGAGGAACAGACACACUGAUUCUCUGUUAACAAUGAAAUCUAAAACAUUUCAUCUUUGCUGAACAGUAAGACAGUGAGUGCUAGUUCCCCAUUUGCUUUUAAGGACUACAAAAUCUUUUCAUGCUUUACUUUUGUGGUCCAGAUUCAUCACAGAGGGUGAAAAGAGGCCUCAGAAACGGAGCCAAAGAAAGCAUUUGUUUCUGUUUAGAUUCGAGUGGUUUGCUUCCAUCGUCAAAGUAGAAAGAUAGAAGAAAGCUUCAAAAAAUAUCUGUUCAGGGUUUGUUAAAGAUGCCUAGUGGAGUAUUGUUAUAUAAACAAACAAUGUGUCUGUUUGCAUUCAGUAUGACUCACCAAAACACUUCUUUUCCCCGCAGUAAAUUCUAAGUUACCGUGACCUGUACGUCAGAAAAAACAGUCUAAUAUUUGUCAGGAAUGAGCUGUAUGCCAUCUCCGUCAUCCUGUGUUUAAAAAAGUAGACCUACAGUAUUUGUCAAACAAGGCUGAAAUCUCAGAGUCUGGAAAAUAAAGGCAACAAAGCAUGGACAAAACGUUUGCAGUUCAUCGAAUGGCCACUGGAGGCAUGAACCAAAAGAGAUCGAAUUCACAUAGUAGCCCAUAUCAAACAAGGCAACUUUACAUCAGAAGUAUACCAGUUUACAGUCGAGUUCAAUCAAUUAAGAGAGUUGUUAUGCAAAUACCUGACACAUAUAGUCUGACAGACCUUCAAAGGAUGGUAUUUGUACUUAUAAGAAAGCACUGAUGUUUGUGUUCACUAUUUCUAUCUUGUGAACUUGUUCAGUCUUACAUCGAUUUAAUUUGAUCAACCUUUAAUUUGUGUUCUGAAUUGUUGUUUUCUUUCCCCUGCUGAGAAGACAGCAGGUAUUAAUGUUAGCAACAAGCAAUGAGUUUUUCAUUUGUAGUUGAACCACAGCCCACAUGCCCAGACUCAGACCGCUAUGCAAGCCGCGCUUGUUACGAACACCAUAAGCCCUCUGCAUAUUUGUCUAACAGUAAAAUAACUCUGGUCAGAGAGCACAGCAAAUAGAAACCCAUUUUGCGAGAUCACAGUCAUUAACUAUCUAAGUAGCCAGAUAAUAAAUAGAGCCAUUAGUGGUCACCUUGUUCCAAGAAAACAGGACGAAGAUAGCAAUGCAGGGCUCCAGAAUUGCAGCCCGCCUGCUUAAGUGCAUCAGUGCUAUAUUUGCAUCCACCUCCUUUGUUCAGUUUAUGCUGAGAACAUGUAUGAGUCUGUGCUAAUGUGAAACCUCAUAGGAUGCCUUUUUUUUUUUCUGUCACACAAUUUGCAACUUUUAAAUUACUUAACAGCUGAUGAUGCAGUAUAUAAAGAAACAUGCCGCGGCUUGAGUUAUUGAUUUGCCAUAUGGUGUUUUAAGAAAAAUGACAGUUUAAAGAAUAUUUGUUCAGAAAUCCAGACCUCUCUUUUUUUUUGAAAGAUUAGUCUUUCACCUUGUCUUUGAUGCCGAAGCAAAUUGCAUUUGGCUUCAUUCUGUUUAGCUCAGAUCUUGGGUUUUAAAGGUUAACAUGGGGAAAGACAAAUUCAUUCUGAAAAACCUCCUACACAAAAUCUUCAGUGUCUGCAGACAAAAGCAUCAUCUGGUGACUAGGAGUAAAGGGGUGCACAGUGUGAGGAUGAGGGAGAUUACUGCUUCGUACAAUAGAAAAGCCGAGGUACGCGUAGGUGUGUGCCUACUUAGAGUCGUGUUUGAAAAUUCAAAUUCCUACUUAUCUGGGGAUGGUUUUGUUUUUGUUUGUGCAGCUAUAAAAAAGAAGUGUUUUAUAUAUUUAUUUUCGAACUUUCAUCAACUUAACGUGCGGCAUUCAGCCGUUUCAGUCCUUUGAAUGCAUUCGCUGCGAGUCGUUUCAGAUAAGUGAGCCUGUUUAAUAACUGGAAAUGAAAAUGAAGUAUUUAUCCAUGCUUUGUACAUUAUCUACAUAAUGAAUGUUUUGCUUCUUUGAAUACAUAUUAACAAUUCUGCAUGAUGCACAGAGUUUUCAAGCUAUAAUUUUCUUAAUUUUUUUUGCUAAGGACCAAUUAAAAACUCUAAAGCACAUUUAAGUUUGCCACCUACCGUGAUAAAGCACUUAAUGCUUUAAAAACUGGAAAGCUCGGACACAAAUCUGCAUUUAAGUCCCUCUUUGUCUAAUAUGCAAGAUGCCAAAUUAGACAUAAACAGCAAAGAAAUUCAUGAUUAUUUUGUAAGUAAUUAGACGCUUAAAGAAAAUGUGUAAUUAAUGUUGUGUGGCAGCUGUUGAGUCUGGCCAUCUGAAACAGAGGAAUGCUUUUAGUGAUGCGUGCCAAUGCAGAGAGAGCAUUGUUUAGUCCCGGCACAAAGGGCUACUCAUUUAUAACAACACGCCCGCUAGCUCAGUGCUGGGGUGAUGUAAGGGUUUCUUUACUAAAAUGCGAGUCCGUUUUUUGUGAUGUCCUGGCAGCAUUUCCAGACUCAGCAGUUAAUGACACAGGACGACAACAGAACGCAUAAUCAUCGUUUUCAGUCAGGCGUUACCCAGUGAAUAAAGGCCUCUGUACAUUGAUGUGUUUAGUGUAUUUAUGUUAGUGUGUCUCCUCUCUGGCUGUGUUGCCCUCUUCGCGGUGACAUUACAAUUCAUGUCAGAACAAAGAGAGAAGAUAAUUCUCUAUGGAAGGAAUAACAAUGGAGUCGAAAAAUGAUAAGUCCCAAGAGAACCGUCCCUAUAUUGUUCCCCACGUUUCCUCGAAGGAGUGAUUGUGUUUUUGGUGUCUUCUGUUUUGCACACUCGCAUCUGCUGUUGUUCACCGAGCCUUUGUCUUAAACAAACACCUGUCAGGGACAUUUCAGCGAUGCUCGUCAGCUCACUUACUGCAGAGGCAGCGCCGCAGACGACUGUGUGGAUGAGGCGGUGAUGUUCCAGACUAUUAGGUUGCCUGUUUUAAUUGGGCUACCUUUCUUUCUCAGCACGGCAGUGAUAUGCAGCCAACUGCUGUUUGUAAUGAUGCACGGUGCACUGUGUGUGAUGCUGUGACAGUAGAGGACAUGCACAGCUCUUAAGAACAAAGUGAAUUACACCCAGGCAAGGAGCUUUGCAUAUGUUUUCUCCUUUAAGUCCCCUACCCAAGCCUCUCUGUGCCUUCCUCAUUUAGAUUAUGUCCAUGGUAAAUUGUGAGUCGGGUUUGCCGGCAAUAGAAAGAACUCAAAUCCAAACAGUCCAUAUGCUCUUACCUCAUUUUUAUGAGAGGAUAAUAGAGGGGUGAUUUGAGUGUUUGAUUCACUGGUUUGCCCCACAAUUACUUCGGCAAAUUGCUUUCAUUAACUUGACAUUUACUUGCUGAUGCACCUGAUGAAAUAGCUGUUUCUUCAUUUUGCUUUGACAUUUUUUUUCCUCAGUGUGGGCCAUUGCAUCCCAUUCUCAUGCCUAACAUGUGCUCCUCAGUAUCAUGAAAUGUUAAAGCAUGCUCACCACGAAGCUGUUUGUCUUGUAAAGUUGCGCUUUUUUUUCUGCGUCAUUGUGAUUUAACUUGACAUGGCAUGUUGUCUGGUGCUGUUCAAGGGUUUUGUUAUACAGAAGUUUGAUUUUUUCUGUCAUGAGUCAAAUUAAUUCUGUGUUCAGUUGGAUUGGAGAUCUGACCAACAAGCUUAUGAUGAUCUCUGGGUUUGCUGAUUCUGUAGGAUUUUAAUUCUGCAGAAAUGUUUAUUGAUAAAGGAUAAGAAUAUAAGGAUAAAAUAUUACAUUAAUGUUGAUCCCUGUCUCAGCUGUACUCAGGUGUGUUUGAGUCUUCUUGGUUAUAUAAUGUUGUAUUAUUUUUAUGAUUUUCCAAAAAUAUAAAUAAUGUGCAAUUAUUUGAACUGUAACUUUCUCAACAAGAAGUGAGAACAGAACUGCAAUGUUUCAAUCUGAGAAUUUAUUCACGACAUGAUUUAAAUCAUAGCUCAAGCUGUCGGAGAAUUUUUAGUACAUCCAAUCUCAAAAUGCAGAGGGAGUAUUUCUGAAGCCUGUAGAUUUACAGAGAUGUGCAGAUCAAGAAAGCUUAGAUAUAAAAACGUCCUCUGACAGGGAAAGAAGCCAUCAUAUUUUUUUUUACUUCAAGAAGUGAUCUUAGAGUUUAGAAAAACUGCACACUGCAUUUUUGGCUAUUUGUGAGUGUAACCAUAAUCAUAGAUAGCCACAGGAGACUGUUGUACGAGCAGUGUUUAUGUUCAGAGCACAACACCUGACCUUUGAAAUAAUUCAACAUAACACAAGCCACCUGUAGACCAGGAUUUAUUUCCAGGUGUCACAUCGGCUCUUGCUUCACAGACAUCUUUUUAAACCCUUUACUGCUUAUUGAUAAACACAGCAGGGAUAGUGAGAUGAGUUGAUGAAUUGGGUACUUAAUGUUAGUUUUUAAUGAGGACAACACUGCAUGGGUAUAUUCAGUUUUAUUGGGUAUUUCAAUCCCAUUGCUUUAAGCUUUGAACAGUGGACGUUGAGCCUAUAAUUGCCUUGCUCCAUUUUACAAACAGGCCGACAUAUCUCUGCUGUCGCUGUAAUGGAGUCGCCUUUCCCUGAUAAACCAAUAACCUUCUUAUCUGUAAGCAUUUACGCUUUCAUGAUGCCAGGAGACUUUCUUCUUUGGGGGUUAAAAACAGGGUUGUUCAGUUUCAGGGCUGAAAAUAAUACAGCCGAAAAAAUCCCCCCCAAAAUACACCUUUAAAAGAAAAGUCCUAUUGUCACAUAAUAGGCUCCCCCAGGAGAGAAAUUCAAAGCAAUUCAGUACCUGCAGACUAAAAGCUACAUCAUAGAUUCAGCUCAGGGACUGUGGAUGAACAGAAAAUCAACUAGACCCGUAAUACGUGCAUGCAGUGUGCAGCAUCCCAGCUUUGCCUGGAUAAGGAUUACUUUCUAAGCAUUGCUUUGCCUUUUGUUUUGUUGUUUUGUGUCUCUGUCCUCUACAGGCAUCAUGGACUCGGCCAGAGCAGCACAAGGUAUUCUAAAUGCAUGACUUUCUCCUACACCAAUCCAUCUUUCAUGUCAGGGGGGUCUAAUUCAAUUCUGGAUGGAUGCAGAUCAAAGUUCUUGAUCAAUUAAGGGUCAGGGAGAGACCAAACCCUAAAGGAAGAUGCAGAAGCUAGACCAGGCCAGUCACAGCAGAUCUGUCCGUCCAUCUCUCUCUUUAUACGUGUUUGGUUUCCAUACAAGCUCAAAGUGCUGUUUGAACUUUUACCAAGCCUGUUAGAACAAAAAUCAAUGCAAGACAUCUUCCUGCUGAAAUAUGGUUUUUGGAAUACUUUGUGUUAAUCAUUUAUAGACUCGAUUCCAUUUCUGUUGCAUGCAGAUUGUUAGUUUGUUUUCUGUCCAAGAAAAAUUGAUUUUGUCGGUAAAACUCUCCUCAGAUCUCUCUGUCCUCACUCCUACAUCUCACUGAGUCUUCUGCCAAUUCUUGACUAUAACUUUAAAAUGUGUUUAUCUCAGGAGAAAGAAGGUAUCUAUAGUUCAGAUUUGUGGACCGAAAGAUUAAUAAACAUGCUUUCCAAAUAAGAUGAAUAAAAUAUGUGUUGGUGUAUAAGCCCAGAGUAUGAGAGCCAGAGACUCUUGGUAAAAGAAAGUGAACAUUGUCAGAGUGCUGCCCACAUAAGCUUGUGUACGCCCAAUUGCAUGACUGAAAAUGUGCUUUACAUAUGUGAGAAAAUUGGUGAGAUGUAUGCCUUUGUCUCUGCUGAGUGCACUUUACAAGAGGAGAGUGCUGACAGAUUCUUCUUGGCUUUCAAUCAAACAGAAAUUUGUGCUCUCACAAAGUAUGUCCCGACGAUCAGCCCGUCAUCGUUUCAGGUGCAGGAUCAAACACUCGGGUUGCCAUUGUGAUUUUUACUGAUGUACCAUUUGACAAGAAAUGAAUACGUGUUUUUAGGCCUAUUCGGUUCCUCAAAUACCCUUGCUAUUUUAGCUCUGAAUCGCAGGGAGCUCUGCACAGCAGGUGGAUCAGUCUUUUCCUUUGACUCCACUCUGCUCUAGAUUUAAAGAUGGACAUUUUUUGCAUCCACUGUUUCAAGCAGUCACUAAAUAUUGACAUCUGGUAUGCAUUCACUUAUACCACAAUGAGAUAUUACAUUUCGUUCAAUGAAAAACAGGACCACACAAGUUUUUGUGCACAUGGAGGCGCUAACAUUUCCAAGCAGUAGUUAAAACCUGUAUUAUUUUACUCUUUUACCAAGGAAGUUGGGGUAAACUGGAUUAUUUUCAACAUUUGAAUUAGUAAUCAGCUCAACAAGACUGACCCCAAAAAGCCAAGAAAAAAGCUUCUUAGUGUCUCUUGCAGGAUAACGACAAUCUAAGGAGAAACACAAGAACAAACAGUCCUCCUAAACAGAGUGGAGCCUUGCUUCCUAACAUGAACAGUUUUUAGAGAACCAUUGUCUCUCAAGUUGCAUCUUAGCAGCACGUUCGCAGCAGUGUUUGUUUCAGGAUCUAAGUGCAAUGGAUUAUAUUGAUGGCUCAGAUGGUGAUAAUUUUCACUUUCUGACAUAAUGUGAUGGUUUUAAAAUCCACCUGCACUCUAAAUUGAUCAGCGCAUCUCUCUGUAAGACAUCCCAUUAUAAACCACACGGGGGAGGAGUAAGAGCACCCAGCAGUUUGAGAAUGCUGAGCAUGUUUUUUUUUUUUUUUUGCAAAUACGAAGGCAAGCUCGGUGUUUAUUUGACAGGGCGGGGAUGGGAGGGUACAUUUGUAUGCUGGUCCAGUUUACAUUUGGUGAGACAUAAGUUUAACAUGUCCUCAGUGAAUUCUCAAUUUUAUGCUCUGGUGUUCCAGCAGUGUGUCUCUCUUUUCUGCUGCUAAAGCUGCAGAAGCGGCUGCAGAGCUCUGCUGUCAGUUUGCUUUGAUUUAUUAGAGAAGCUUAUGUCUGAGGGUCUUUCUUUUCAGCCCUCAUCAGUGUUUCACUCCAGGUUUUCGCCGAGACACGUAAAAAGGUUUUGUUUCUAUUCGACGGCGGUAAAGUCAACAAAUCAUCAAGUAUGAUUUGAACAGAGGAUUACUCUGGUGCCUUAUGCAUUCAAACUGAAAAUCAAUUGUUAUAAAAUAUUAAUGAUUCGCCAGAUUAAAAUGCAGUGACUGCUCAGAGUAAUUUUCCUUCUUGCAUACAUUCAUUUGGGGCUUCAUAAAGGAGACAAGUGGCUUUAGCUCAACGUUGAAAAAAGGCUCAAUAUUGGAGCAUACUGCCUAACAUGGUUGUACACAGUGUGGCACAGAUGCAAGAGUCAGUAGCAGCACCACAGGGAGGUCGAGGCAGAAUGCUUUCUGCACAGGGGUCAGAAUAAAGGGUACUGUGUUAUGUAAGUGUCUCCCUGGUCCUGCUACCCGCUAUGCAUAAUGAAUGCCCCAGACAUGCUUUGUCUAUUGAAUUUGAAUACAAACUAGCAAGGGUUUCUCUUACAUGGCUGCCCAGACUGGGCCCUAAUUCAAUAUGUGUAAAAGCAUCCGUGCCAUUGUUUUGCCUGCAGCUUGGACCAAAGCCAUUAAAACAGCCAAUAAAGGAGCCUAGGUACUCAGUCCUGCAGCACCUGGUGAAAAGAACGAUUCACAGACAAAGUGAAGGUUACUGUAUUAAAGAGUGGGAUUAAAAACAGUUGCGCGGACAAAAUUUUUAGAAUUAACUGCAUGAUUCACGUCAUUUUUAGAGACAGAUAGAAAAAAAAUCAUGAGGACAUGUAUUGAGCUUCACCAGGAUCUACAUUUAUAUGAAAUUGCUCUUAAGAAUUGAUCUCACACGUGUAUUUUAAUAAAUAACCUUAAGGUGGGGCAUGAGGUUUUAAAUAAAGGAGAUACUCGGUCCCUCUGGUACGGUAAACGUACGAUUUAGUGUCACAUGACAGCAGCAACCAAAACAACACAGAGCUGUUGACCCUCAGGCCAGGAAGCUACAAAUGUCCGGAUGUUGUAACUCGACAUAUCGUGUUCGUGAAAGCAGGUAUCUUCAGAGCAGGAAGGUCACUUACACAUCUCAUUAGCCAGCUGUCUGUUGUUAUUUCCCUGGUUUCAAAUGUGACUUAGCGUCUGCCCUUCAUCUAGUGAACUGGGACAUGUCCUGAAAGUGAGAGCGGUGCAUUUGCUUGAACCAAAUAUUACCACUAGAGAUUAACAAAAUGUCAUUUAACUGAAACAAACAAACAAAAAAAAUACCCCAGACACUAAGCUUUCAGUGUCUUCAGUUGAAAAAGUGUGAACGCUGCAUGAAAGGUAAUGCUCUGGUGUCUACCGUCAUGCAUCAGCGUAUUUCAGGAGUUGCUAAGCCCUCUGUGUGAAAAGCUUUAGAUGGUUUCUAGUGCUUUCUGUCAUCUAUUAUUGAUAAGCUCCCCGUACUGUCAACUGUGUCCUUAUGUUUCUACGUCUUCACCCUGCAGUGUGUGUGGCUUCUUCAUUGAAGUCUUGCCUGCUCUUAUCAUUAAAGGCAGGCUUCCUUAAGCUUUCCUUUUUCAGGUCACACAUUUUUAUCUGCAUAAAUGAGCUCUGUAUGUAAAUGUGCAAUAUGGCUGAGUUUGUUUUUUUUUUUUUUUUUGCUCUGAACCAAACUUUUUUUUCUGCUCCUGUUUAGAGUGAGGAUGGAGGUGUGGUGGUGAGGAGUGAUGCUCGCGUCUCCUCCCUCACUCUGAAGCAUGCCAUGUACACGGACGCUGGUCAGUACCUCUGCACAGCUCGCAGUGCCAUUGGAGAGGAUGAACAGACAGCAUAUCUGGAGGUCCGCUGUAAGUAUCUCCUUCUCUUUUAGAAGAAGUGUUUCAGCCCUCAUAAUAACAACAGUAUUGUAAAAGUGACUUUCAACAGCAUCCUUUUCCCAGACACAAGAAGUCCUGAUCGCAGAGAGCUCUUAAAGUCUCUUCUAACACAAACUUGAUUUCAAAGCACAAAACUUGAAACAUUUUUUCCCACAGUUGCCCCCAAAAUCCUCGGUGUUGUGGCCACAUAUACCUGGGAGAGGAACGCUGUUAACCUCAGCUGCGAGGUCAAAGCCCACCCCAGUGAUGUUUCUAUAGUGUGGCUGAGAGACGGGCAGCAGCUCCCCAACUCCAACACCACUAACAUCAAGAUCUUCAGAACUCCAUCGUUCAGCUACCUGCAGGUAAAAACACACAAACAUGUCAAGCUUCUAUUUUAGGUCCAUAAAACAUAUGUGCACAUAAACACGUAGUGCUCCAGGUGAACGUACACAAACACAUAUAAACUCGAUGUCAUCAACAUUUCAUGAGCAUAGGCUGGGAGUGAAGGGUUUUCUUUCAGCUCCAUUGUGAGCGGAGGAAAAAAAAUUAGAUGAAUAAUUCAGCAGCAGGAAAGCUCAGAGCAACAAAUAAAAAUAGACUUCUCUAAUGGACAAACAAAAAGGUCACCUUCACAGUGUUUGACACACAAGUUUAUUCAUCUGUUGUGGUACACUGCCCUUCAUAUAUUUGCUUUUUUCCUCCUUCAGAUAACCCCCGAGUCUGAAAAUGACUACGGGAGCUAUAACUGCACCGCUUCAAAUGAGAUGGGCACAGAGUCCAGGGAGUUCCUCCUCAUUCAGGCCGGUCAGUUUGGAUUGUGUGCGGUUUGUUGCACCAGAAUUUAUUUUUAUCUCUUUUUCAUCACAAUCAGAAUUUGUAAUAUGAAGACAUCCAGAGCAGAGAUUAAAAUAUUGAUUUAUAGCGAUAACAAAGAAAUAAUCAGAUAAAUGUUACUGUAGCAGACAAAUUCAAUUGCAAGGGCUGAACAAGGCUUCAGGGUUUAGGAACACAUUUUUCAUCAAUUUUCAAAACACAUUAGACCACAAUGUGAGAUUACACAGAGCAGUGUUUGUCUUAACAUCAGAUAACUUUGUGUUCCUCCCAUCUGGUUGUUUAGAAAAAUACAGAGGCUCAGCGCAGCGUUGAAAGCAAUGUAAAACAGUGUACAUUAUUGUGCACAUCAAAGCUUUUAGUAAGUGAGGAUUAGAGAAUUAAAGACAACUUAUUAAAAUGAUGACAUUUCAUUGCAACAUAAGCUCAACACCGGCUAAUAUUCACCGUAUGCUCACCAGCACAUUACACAAAUGGGGCAGAGAGUGGAGAUAAGUGUUAAUCCCCAGUCUUCAGUAAAUGAAUUGAAAACACAAAAUUGUCCACAAAGAGACUAACAUGUGCAACUACAAUAAUCAGAUCAAGUCUUGUUGAUUAAAGAUUAGAAUGAUAUAAUAAACUGUCAGAGCUGAUAUAGCUACUGGAACAACUGAAGCCCCUUUUGGUUUAAAUUGUUAGGAUGUCUUCUUCCUGGAAUAAAGCAACAUGUGUUGUUUUGGUCAUUGAUCUGAAUUCUACCAGCCUACAAUCCCUCUAGAUACUAAAGACACUGAUCACAAAUACAGAAGUCUCUAUUUCCAUUCCAGUUUGCUUCCUCUGUAGCUUCUUUUUAAAUCUGUGGCGUAUUUGCAAUAAUAGCAAAACAAUAGGUUGUGCUUGGCUGACUGCAAAGCAUGUAGAAGCAUCUCAAAUUUUUCCUUUUCCAGCUCAAAGGCUCAUCAAAAUCAAAACAAGAGGCUCAUUAUUUCCUGUGGUUUCCUCUGUGCAAUUAUCAUUUAAAGCUGACUUGGGAUCGGAGUAUUCCUGUGUCUUUCCUGCCUUUUGGUUCCCUUUUCUGAAAGGAGGUGAAGAGUAUGCAGCGCUUGGUGCCUGAGAAACAGCCCUGAUGUCAUAAACCACAGCUGUCGUACAAAUAUGAAGCAGUUUUAGAUGCAUUUAGGAUCUAUUAGGAGGGUUUUGUGGAGUCGGUUAGGGUACAGGCACAAUGCAGUCUGACACAGCCAGGGUGCUGCAAUCUCACAGCUUUAGUUGUAAUCACACUGCAUUUCCUUCUUUUUACCAGAGUCGCCGUCUGCUCCAUCCAUCAGUUUGGUCAGGCCCUUCUCCUCUACAGCCCAGAUCCAGUUUGAGGAACCUGAAUCCACCGGGGGCGUACCUGUUCUGAGAUACAAAGUAGAGUGGAGGAUUGAGGGCAGGGGCAGCUGGUUGCAGAAGGUCUAUGAAUUUAUAGAUGGUGAGGAUGCAAACCCAAAGAAAAGAUAUAGUGAUGUUUUGGAGAAAACUGUUUUUUUGUCAUGUAAUGUGUAACUUUUUUGGUCAUUUUAGACAUGAUAAAUUUGGCUGCUUACCGUUUUCUUCCACAACAGUAUCAUGAAAUUGUCUUUGAUGUAGUUAAAAAAGAAAUAAAUUUGAUUUCUGUGCAUGUACUGUGAAUUAAAUUGCUCUGUCACAUUGCUUUAAAAUGUUAAAUAGGGAUAAGGUAAUGACAAAGUCAAGCUUGUUAAAAAUGUGGACUGGUGAGUAAAUGAAAAAGUUGAUAAUAGGAACAUUAUUUAAAAGUGAAAUAAGUCAAGAUGAAGAGGAAAAACAGUCACGUUAAUUCCAGAAUAGUUCAUAUAUGUAUAAUAUCUUGAAAAAGCUGUCUGUGAUUUUUGUUUCUGUGUAUCUCUGUGUUUAGACCUUUUUAGAUCAUCACUAAAUAGAUUUAUCUGCUGUUUAAACAUUGUAGGAAUGAAAUGAGAAUCGAGCUAAUCGUUGUUUGCUCGUGAUGGGAUUAAUUAUGCAUGUAUUGUUUGAACUCAGGGCUGUGUUUGUUUUUCCACUAAUCAAAACUAUCAAGGUGUUCUCACCGGGGUUGGCUCUGCCUCUGAUAUUAUGUUGUAACAGAGUCCCCUGGUGAGGUGACUAUCGUAGGCCUGAAGCCAGAGACCAGCUACCAAGUGAAGAUGUCAGCCAUCAACGGCAAGGGUGAAGGUGAAAGCAGCCCCACUGAGAUCUUCAAGACACAACCUGUCCGUAAGUGACACGUCACACGCUUUACAGCACACUGUUCAGCUUCUAUCACGCCUUUUUGACCCUUGUCUUCAAAACACAUUAUCUGGAGCCCUUUCUCUUGUAUGUCUGAGUUAGAGGUGUUUGCCCGUCAGUGAUCCACAGACAGAGGAGAGUUUUUCAGCCGCUAGACAGCAACUCACAAGUCACCAUGAGUCCGUCUGGACGGAGUUACUAAAGCUUCCCACAGUGUCUUGUCAGUCUAUCUGUCCUCCUCCAAGUGACGACAAGGACUGACUCAUCAACCUGCUUGUUUUGUUUGGUUCAGUUUUUUUCCAAGCAGAGAUCUGGAUCUUUUUAGUCUUGAAGUCACGCUAAUUAACUACAUUGGGAUCAAGUUGCACAGCAGUUAGAGAUAGUUAUGUUGGCCUUUUUGCUUUCCAUAAAUUUAAAUUCUUUGGCUCCUUAAACACCAGCCUUGUAUUCAACAGUGAGCUCAUUAUUUAGUUUGUAGCCCCCUCUGUUGGUUUGGAUGCGUGUUUUCGACAGACCGAGCUGCUUCUCCCAGUUGGCUUCACAUUUAACGCAUCUGCUGACUCACAAUUGAACCCGUUUUCACUUUGGGACAUGACAUACUGUCGUCUGCAUGCUGAUCAUCUGUUCAUGUCUUUUGUUCAUCAUUCUCCUCAUCUUUUCUUUUCAUCCAUUUGCUCAUUUGUGCUUAUUAUCCACCAGGCCACACUUACAACAGUAAGUGCUUCAUCUCUCUUUGUUCUGUUUAAAUUCACCUGCCAUUCAUGAAUCACAGCUUUUAACUGGGAAAUGUUAAUGCGCAUACAGGGUGUUAAUCUUUGGAGCUGUGUCAUAGAGCAGCCUGUUUAGCUGCCUGUGUGUGUGCUGCUUCUAUCUGAUUGUAACCCCUAAAGUUAACGCCUGGUUCAGUCUGCCAGAGAUGAGUCACUCAGAACUUCUCAUUGAGGUGUUAUGACAGGGAGUCAGGUAGUCACUCAUGCAGACAACUGAUACUGAUUGCCUAAAAUUUUCUCUUUUAUGUCUCUAGAUGACAUUUCUCAUUUUUUCACUGAAGACACAGGUUUGUUUCGUAGUGAGAAUAAUAGACAAUUAGUUGUAACCGCUGUAGCUCUCUCUCUCUCUGCAGGAUAACCCCAUCAUCCCUACUAAUUAGCUGCAUUUGUGAUUACUUUAAAAAGAGCAAAACGUGUAUUUUUCUAGAUACUGUGACCUUGUCUGUCCUGAUCAUCGAUGCAAACCCCUUCCUCUGUUUCCCGUAGAUUCUGUCUCAUAUUCAAUCGGCUCACCAUGAAUAUUAACACCAGUUUUGAUUUCCCGCUUGGAACUAAUUGGCUAAAUAACAGAUUUAAAAAUAAACACCAGAUCUCUGUUUCUCAAAAUCUUAUUUCCCCUUUGGCUGCAGCUAUUUGGUGUUAUUUGGGAAUGUUUACAUUUGCUCAAAGCCGAUCAGCUCUGAUUAAUUUGUUGCCCUGCAAAUAAAAAAAGUCUCUAAAGUCAGGAGGAUGAAGCUGUAAAUGUCACUUUUUUGCAUUGAGAACCCAAACAGAAGUGUGUAUAGUAAAGUAUAAAAGCUUUUUGUGGUUUCAUGUCUUUAUGUUUCGAUAUCUAUGUUUUGUUGUCUCCUCUCUUCUUUUAUGUCCAUCUUCCUCUUUCAAACGCUCACGUUUCAUUUCAUGUGACUGUUAUUUGUUCUGCAUGGUUCUGAUGAUCCUCUUCCACUCUGCAGAAGGUAACGCACUGUUUCAGAUUUAUGACAGAAGAUCUCUAACCUAAAUCAGAGAAUCCCCCGUGAAACAACACUUUAAUUGCAUCCAUGUAUUCAUGUAAUAUAUGUCAACCCAAAUCCAUUUAAUCAGUCAUGUAGACAUUUGCCUCAGCAGGAUAAAUGAGACAGAGCCUGAGUCACCCUUAUGGUGAUACAUACCAGUCAAGAGUGUUUAAUAUCAGACACCACUCGGAUAGUAUUGAUGGUCCACCACCCUAAAGGGAUGUUACCUUUCCUCCGUGUAGGAUGUGUUUCUAUAAAUCAAGCGUGUGAUAAACACAGUUUCCUCUAAUCACUGGAGAAUCAUAAUCAAUGUCUAACCCACCUUCUCACAAAAACUGCUCCUGGCAGCAGUUUGCUCUGGUUCUCCAUCAAGAGUUUUAGUAUUCAGGCCGAGAGCUCCCCUGAACAUUCUCAUCCAUAUUGUCCAUCACGUUUAACCUAGUAUGACUCCUGUGCAUUGAGGGCUAAAUCAGCAGACUUUAACCGGACCCAAAGGGGUUUUGAAAGCAGGCAAACUCGGGGGUCUGAACAUGAACAGAAAUCAUUAUUAACCUCUGUCUUCUUUACUGUCUGUACAUUUUAAAUGGCUCAAUUAAGUACUUCAAUGAAGGACAAACAAAGCACUUCAAAACCCUUCUGUUUUAAAGAGAGAGAUUAGUAAUGUUUCAUGUUGCUGGUAUGACCCAAAAAUAGAGGCCUCAGCAAGUCUUCACCUUUUAGUGUGAAGUUUUUGUUCAGACAACCCGAGAGGUGUAGCAGGCCUAAAUGAGAUCAGAAACUCACUGACAUACGGUGUUGCAAAAUCGUGAAAGUAAUUGGAAGGGUUUCAAACCUAGAUUUGACAGGACACCAGGGUACCGAGGCUGGCGCGAUAGACUUACUGUAGUUUGUAAUCAUGCAGCAGAAUUAAUUGCAGGCAGGCUACAGCUUCUUGGCUAAAACAAGGAUACAUUGUAUUACAAUAAUCAAGACACGAGGAGACAAACCGGUUGAUGUUUCAUUAGAGCUGUUGGAAAGAAGAAGUGGUGUACUUUUGGCAGUGUUUCUUAAUUAAAGAAAGGACACGGCUGAGUAAGUGACUUCAGAUGUUUCUCAAUUGGGAAUUAAAAAUGACCCCCAGGUUUCUGGAAAGCAACUUAUAAAUUAGAUUAGAUUGGAUAAUUACAUUCAGUUUAUUGUCAAUGCACCAUAAAAGUACUGAGAGAACUGAAAAACAGUGUUGCAUCUCAUCAGAUGUGCAAAAAUCAGUGUGCACAGACAGACAGCAUAAACAGCUACAACCUGCCUCACAGCAUGCAUGCCCCCUCCUUAUGUUACCUAAAAAGCUCUCAUCUGCUGAAGUCUGCAAGACUUUAUGGCCUGAAAAAUUCUCUUUGUUAACUACAUAUAGUAUAAGAACGCAUUAAUGCAGAUUUGGGGUAUUUAGAGGCCUCGUCAAAAUAUUGCAAUCCUCGCCAUAUUUUUCAAACAAUUCCUGAACAGACCUCACACUGUUGCCAGGACCCUCUGUCCUGCUUUUAGAGACCACUGCCACAUGAGGGAAUAUUAUCCUCCUGAAGGACAAUGAAUAAUGUAUGUGCUAGGUGGCAAAGUUAGAGCCACAUGAAUAUCCGUGAACAAUGUAUUCCCAAAGGGCCGUCCUGGAGAUGUACUCUGUUUAUAGACCAGGCCACAGUAUUAAAUUGUGCCAUGGUCCAUUUAUGGAGCUAACAUGCCCAUUGUGACCAUCCUGGGUGGUGGACUGGGGUCAGAAUCCAUGACUAUAAUUCUUACAGUCGUCAGCAGUGGCUUUUCUAGCUAUUUGUGCAACAGUGGCUGUUCUGUGACAUCUAGCCGGAUAAGCUAGGCUUUGCUAUUCAAAAGCAUCAGGAGGCGUUGAGGGACUAUGAUGUAGGUGUUUACCAAAAGUUAACAGUUUGAACUAAGAAACUUCUCUGUCGUUUGGCCUUUUUCACUGCUAAUUGGCUCACAAACCUUUCCCACCCCUAAUUACACUACUUACUUGACAGCAAAACUUGUGGUUAAUUGUCCCAAAUGGAGAGGAGAGUCAGGCCCAGGACUGACCCUUGAGGAACUCAACUAAAUACAGGAGCUCAGUGACACUGAGUUUGCAGUGGAUGAAGAAAAAAAUAGCCAGUAGCUGUAUAAAUUGGUUGUUCUGAAGUUCUCAUCUGAUAGGUCCUCUCCAUUUGACCUUAGUUAUAUUGUAUUUGUUAAGUUUACAGUAUUAAUUAAAGAAUGCACCUGGAGGCUGUCUUUAAUAGCAUACCAUUGUAUUAAAUUGUGAAAUGCCAGAAACCUGCGGUGACAUUCCUAUCACUGACAAAUAACCCUUUCUCCUGCAGCCUCAUAUGACACUAGGGGAAUGUCAGUUAGCAUUUUAUGCCUAUUGAAUGUCACUCAGCAACUCAGAGUGAAUCAGAUAGGCAUGUGGCCGUGUGUCACUCUGUAAUUAGUCUGACUUGAGACGAACCAUCUUGAGGCAAGCGAUUAAGGAAGGGCAAGUCACUUCAAAGGACAACAACAAAGAGGCCGGUUACUUGCUUCAGACUCAGUUUCAGAUUUUUUUCCUUUGCUCUUUCAUUUUAAAGGCACCGCUAGACUGAUACAACGUUUAAUCAAAUUAACCUCUAACUUUCUAAAACUGUGAAAUGAGACUUUGAAAUCACAGUUUCUUGCUCUUGUGUGCCUAUAGGGAAUCCCAGUCCUCCGAAACUGGAGGGUUCACUUCAACCCAAAGGAAACUCCAUCAAAAUCAGCUGGAUUAAGCAGGAUGACGGUGGUUCACCCAUAUUUCACUAUCUUGUCCGCUAUAAGCCGGUAAGUAUGACGGUUAGUGUAGAAAUAAUAUUUUGGCUUUAGGAUUUCUGUAAUAACCCAGGAAUCAUGAAAAGAUUUCUUCAACUAAAUGACAAAUCUUCAAAAUGUGAAUUUGUGCUGGUUUCUCUGUGUUUUCUGUAAGCAAACCUUUUUAUCCAACUGGAAAAUGAACGUGUCCUCACUUUACUUUGGAUUAUUUAUAUUCUGACUUUUAAUAUUAUGACAGAAACCUGGAGUUGCAGCUCCAAUUAAAUUUCUGUUUAAACUCUGUUAAGUCUGACUCUGUAAAUAUUUAUUGUGAUGGCUGUUUCUUCCAAGCCUAAAUGUUUAGGUAUGCACAACAGAAAACACAGUUUUAGUGUUUUUUGAUCAAACAAGGUAUAAAAUUAAAAGAAGCGAGCACUUUCAGACCAAAUAAGGAAGGGUGAGGGAACAUUUUGGUAGGUGGACAGAAAAUCGUCUGCUUUUUUGGCAAUUCACCAAAGAAACUUUUAUGUCAGACCACAGCAUCAAUUGGGUUUCAAGAAAACAAACCUCUUAUUAGUAUUUACUUGGUUGCAUCCCUAAAAGCCUGAACUGUACAUUUUGUGUUUGUAUCAUUAGCUUCAGGAUUCAGAGUGGAAGCCAGAAAUCAGACUGCCUGCCAGCAGUGACUACGUGGUCUUCAGCGGGCUGGAAUGGAACACCGACUACAAUGUCUAUGUGGUGGCAGAGAAUCAGAAGGGAAAGUCUCAGCCCGCAGCGAUGUCCUUCAAGACGUCUGCAGAGCCAGAAGCUAUACCAGGUAUCCUCCGUCAGACUCAAAACUAAAGCUCAAAACUAGAGCAUCACAUUCUGCUUUUAACUCUCACACUGUUAAUGACGAAUAAAAACUAAAUAAAUCUACAAAAAAUACAAGCAUUUCUUGGAUGGGGUUGAGCCAGAAAUGAUUUUCCAGCUGAUUUUUCUCCCUGGAAGAUUUGCCAGCCCAUACUAAAUGAGCUUGAGUUUGUGCUCAAGAACUGGGACACGCUCUUCUCACAGAGGAUGAAAUUAUUCCCUCAGAAUGGCUGUAUUUCUUUUACUUUACUUUAGUUUUUUUCUUUGGUUUCCUUUUGUUUGUCGAAGCCGCAGAUUGAGGGGAUAGUUUGUCCCGGUGUGGAAGCAGCCUUUAAAUUGAUCCUUGAUAACCACUGAUUAACUUGUACCUUAAGGUCCUAACUGCAACUGAAGGUUUUUACCAACCGCACAAAAACCCCACGGCGCUUGUCAGACUUCCUCAGUAGUUCUAGACACUGCUGAGCGCUUUGCUGGAACACUGCAACAAACCAUUAUGUCUUCCCUCACUCCUUUUCUAAUUCAUCCACCAAUUUAAAGCAUUUUCCACUCACCCAUCACUGAGUCACCAUCUAGCCAACGCAGUGUAGUCUCCCCUCCUUUGUGCUGGACUUUUGCUUUGAUGUGUUGCUGUGUUUUUAUCCUCCCCAAAUGCAAGAAGUCAGUUUUUUUUCCUUUUUUUCACAUUUUGUUUUCAGACCUGACUCAUUUUCACUUUCUCUUUUCCUCUGUUUUCCCCACCCUUCUCUUUUUUUCCUCUUUGUUUCCUUUCAUCCCUUCCCUCUCUUCUCUUCCUUUUGUUCUUUUUCCCUUUCUCUCUCUCUCUUUCUCUCUCCCUAUCCCCUCUCUCAAUGUUCCUGCUCUCUUGCCUGGUCCUGGACAUUGGUGUGGUGGACCACGUGAACAUUUCCGUCUCGACCUGUGUGCAUUUUCGUGUGGUCUUCAGCCACUCAGGGCUGUUCAUCUGUGACAUGCACUUUGGUAUCACUCAUCUUGUCCCUCAUCGCUGUUCUCCUGCUCUCAUAGUUUUUGUGGGAAAUUCACACCAUAACUGUCGAGGAGAGCUUGCCUUUCUCUGGCCUGGCUGUCUCUCUGGAUGCUUUCACUCCUUAAAAUCAGACUUUGUCCACGACAGACGUGUCUCUGUUUUGGGUGAGAAAAGGGUGCUAUGAAGCUCCAGAACAGACCAGACAGACGUGAUGAACUAAAGGCAUCAAGAAUCUUUGGCCUCCCACAGACUUCACUCUGCACAGCAUUAGCACUAGUCAUCAGUACUAGACAACAGAGACUGUUUACAGUAAUUAAAAAAUAGUGAAAAAUGAAAUGAGGUUGUAUUAAAAAUUAGCACUUAGAAAAGAUGAAAGGCUGAAUACUAGGCCUGUCCGUUUACAGAAACUCUGUAUUAUACUCACAAAAUCAUACAUAUACUUAAAUAUACUCUAAAGGUUGGUAACAUUAACGUUUACAUUGUUGAAAACAAACGCCUACUCGAAAAUGUUUAUAAUAACAAUAAUGAUGCCACAGUUUGACAAGUUGUAUACAGAAAUAUCACGAAGAAAAUGUUAUUUUUGUGCUGUUUACUAAGAAAAAUGUGAAGAUAUUUCUCGUGCAUGUAUUAAGUAUCAAUUAUUGAUCAAAAGUAUCUGUUUUUAUACAUUUAUAUAUAGCAGAGUGUAAUUCUCCAGAAGAGUUAUUAUAUAUAUCUAAAGAGUAAAAUUUAUCAGGAAAUAAGAUAUUUGGGUGGGUUCUGCAGUCGUCAUAUAUGAUUCAAACAGAGUGUGCACAAACAGUGAGGAGAUACAUCAAAGCUUUCUGAGAUAUUUGGAAAAAAGCUCCUGUUCUUUUUCUCCACAGCAUUUCUACAUAACCAGCAGUGCAGUAUAAGCUUUGGUUUGCUCUUCUUUCUAAUACCAAAUAAAAGGUUGAAUAUAAACAUUUUCUGUCUUUUUGAGGAAAGCGUUUCACAUUUAACCGCUUCAAAAGUCAUAUGAAUUAUUCAACGAAAGUCACACAGUACAGUUUACACAUGCACACUGCAUCUGCAUUCAUGCUGAGACAUCUAGACCUCAUUGGGGCCUUAGCAGGUGAGUUGUUUUUGUUUUAUGGAAGUAUAUGUGGUCACAGAAGCACAGUAGCAGUUAAUUCAGUUCUUUUGGAGGUGUCUGUAAAACUGAGUCACGCUACAGUUGUUCAGCACUCCCUCUCGUGUCUCUUGUCUGGCAGAUUUGGGCGAUGAAGCAGCGCUCUCAAUGGGCAUCAUGCUCUGGGCAGGGAUCCUUGUUGUAGUAUUUGUACUCCUGCUGCUCGCCGUGGAUGUCACCUGUUACUUUGUCAACAAAUGCGGCCUCAUCAUGUGCCUCUGUGGCAAAUCGGGCACAGGGACCAAAGGGCACAACUUGGAGGAGGGCAAGGCAGCCUUUAUGUGAGUACCAGUGACAGCAGCAACAUGAAUAUGCAAACACAGGCGGUUAGGCAAGAUGAAAAUGACAGAUUUGUAGCUCUGUUUCUUUUUAAAUUCAUCCUAAAUGUAUUUUGUUUUCACAAACUGACUGGUAGUUUCAUCAAAAAUGUGUUUUGCAGGAAUGUGUAAAAGUAGUAAUUGUAGGGAGAGGGAUGUGGAGCCUCUUUCUGAUAUUAACUGUUAUAUUUCAACAUCAUUUUUUCCUUUCAUAAUAGGUGUUUUUCUGAACACAUAUGCACUGAUAAAUGAUCUUUGAGAGAUAUUAUGCUAGUUUUAUCUCGCAGCACUAACUCCAUGUAGUCUUGAGAAAAAUCUAUUCAGGCAUGUAAAAUAUUUCGUGAUCUGAAAGCGUAUGACUAAAUGUUUUUAUCCACUGUAGACUCAUAAAAUUAGAGAAACACCUCGGGAUGCUCUUGGCACUGCCAUGAGUGUCUGUCUGUCUGUAUUGGUUUAUGUAGUCAGGUGUUCAUGGUUUUAUUUUAUCUUUACUUUGCUUAAACUCUGGUUACACAUGCCUCUUCUGUUAUAUUGAAGUGAAUGACCUCCUACAUUAUAGUGAAGACUUUUGAAGGACUGACAGUGAAGGUGAUCAUGAAUAGUUCGCCAUGGUUUAAUGUUUCAGCUGAUAGAGCAAGAGGAUGACUGUCGAAGAGUUUUUUCACGAAGAAAAAUAGAGAGAGCUCUGCCUCUUGAGUGGAGCCAACAUGUCUUAUGACAGCUGCAGUCAGUAUCACAGGAACAGGAAAAAUACACAUAUCAGUAAAAUGUACCCAUAAACGAAAAGAUGUGUUGGAGGGGAUUUGUCUUGGGGAAGAGAUGAAAGAUGCUGGGUUAAGUGAAGCACUGAACAAAUAGUCUGGUGUGCACAAUAAGCCAGAUUUGAAUCAAUUUGAGUAGGAGGUUGCAUCGUGUAUUGAUUCAAACCAGCUCCACUUAAAUACAGCCACAUGUUCUUCUUCACUCGAGUUAGCUGACUCAAAUAUUGAGGCUUUGAUCGAGUUGAGGAGAUAAUCCAUUCACAGCCUGUAUUGACAUAAUCACUGCCUACUGCUGUUGUGUUUUUACUGCACAGUGCAGGGGGUGUGAAACUCUUUUACGAGGCAAUCUGUUGCCUUUUUAACAAUUAACAAGAUAUUUUUAUCUCUGUGUUCAACAGCAAAGACGAGUCCAAAGAGCCGAUAGUAGAAGUCCGAACAGAGGACGAGUGCACAGCGAAUCAUAACGCAGCAGGACCAACAGAACCCAAUGAAACCACACCUCUCACAGAGCCAGAGUGAGUAUCGGCGCACAUAUGGCACACAGCCUUUUUCCCGCUCAGUUCUUUUAAGCUGUUGUACAUUGCACUCCACUUUAAAGAAUAAUUUACUUAUUCAACAGCAAUAAAAUUUGACCCUAAAGGGAAUAGUCAAGUCAUUCUUGAGUGGAGUCCACUGACGUGUUGCUUUUCUGUUUUUAUUCCCUCCGAGAGGGAUUACUGCACUUUGUUUUUCCUUCUCCAGCCCUUGGAGAUUUUCUGUCUUGUUUUCUCAAGGUUGAAGCAAUACCAGUUAAAGACACAGAAAGGCCUUUGUCCUCUUGAGUGUUAUAGUUAUCAGAGUCAUUUGACAACCUCAGGAAGCCAUUAAUCAAUGUAUAUAUCAGCAGUCUGGAAAAAAACAAUUCAUAGUAUGAGACUGUCACUGGUACUGUUUAACCCUUACAGGUGGUUCUGCGUGGUGCUGUAGUUUUUUGCAGGAAGACUGGUUCUUUUCUUAAGUACACUAGUGUUCUGAGUCGGUGUAUUCCAUGUUGGUGUGUGUAUGGGGUGUAUCCUUUAAUGUUCACUCACAGCAUGGCGCCCUAUCUUUUUCUUUUUUUUUUUUCUCACUAGGCUUAAUAGUUUCUGCUUUUGAGUUGCUUUGUCUAUGUUUGUGUUUGUUUCUAAAACCAACUAAUCCCUCUGCAUGCUCUCGUCCGGGCCACCCUUCCUCUGUCACAGUCACCCUGGUGUCUAGUCUGUGUGUCUCUGUUCUCUCCCUGCUCUCUCAGGCUGGCGGCUUUCACUGCUGCCCUGGCACUGGACACCCUCUCCUCCGUAGCCACCAACUCUGACACAGCCACCGCGACAGUUCAGGACAGCCCCUCUAGCGAGACCACUACCCUCACUUGUAGCCUGUCUACCCCUGCCAACGACCCCUCUGACCCUUCCCCCACCCCUAUCCCAGCCCCAGCCCCGACUCCAGAGUCAAACACGGCCCCGCCGACUCCCCUGCUCUCCACCUCUGCGGUCGAAGCGAAAAUGGCGCCGUUGGUAGAACAAAGAGGGAGUAACACGCAGGAAGAACAGGGGAAAAUAUCCACUCCACCUUGUACGCCAGAACGGACUAAAGCUCAAAAGUCUGGGACGCCGAUACCCCCGAAGCGUAGACAUUCUCCCAAACUUGCUGCGCUAAAUGCUAAAGCUAGCCCCCCUGUUUCUCCACUGGCUACAUCUUCCCCAUCGUUCUCUCCUGGUUUCGACACCAAGAAACCUGCUCCGGCUCCACCCAUCACACAGCUCCACACAGAGCCGCACUCUGUAGCUUUAGACACACAGACACCAGCACUGACUGCCACCACCUUCGGGAACCCUGCCCCUCUAAAACCAGAUCCUUUUUCAAAUACAGCAGCCCCUGGCGCCGGCGGGCAAAGCCUUACUAUGUUUGACGAUAAAAAUAAACUCACAGACCAAAACGUUGAUAGGAACGUGACCACUGCUGAAGAUGCUGCCGCUCCUUCAUUCAAAUACGGCGCUCUGAAAGUCCAAGAUGCUGAAAAAUCUGCUCCUUUAGUUGCAGACGUUGCCUCUCCCUUACCAGUUACUCCAAUCACAUCCAAUACUGCACCCACUGUUCUUGAGGCGCCACUUACAAAUGAUAUCUUCAUAUCGCCGUCAGACGCAUAUGACUUUCUUACCCCCGACGUCGGUACCAAGAGUGCAGAUUUAGAGUUAGAGCUGAGAAACGGGACAGAUAGAUCCUUCGAGCCCCCAGCAGACCUUAUUAGCUUAGACAGCCCGCCUUCCCUGGCCAAUGGUGAUGCGGCAGACCUCCCCUCAGGCCCAGUUCUGGAAGCAUCAGAGACUCUGGCCAAGACUGCUCCUCCUGUCAACGAUGAGUACGGCUCCCUCUAGAGGUUUAUCUGUGUGUUUGUGCGUGUGCAGAUGCGUGUGUGUGUAAUUUGUAUGCCCAUUCAUUCACCACCGCAUCUUGCCAUUGACCACACAAUAUGAAAUAUUGUAAUGGUAAACUGUGGUAAUGAUAUUGGGUCUAUUAUAAGUGAGAUGUUGUGAAUUGUUGGAGAUGAGUGACAUGAUUUUUUUUUUAUGGUUGUGUGUGCCAGCUCGCCUUUGUGGGGUCUCUACUUUUGUAACAUUCACUACAAGAACAGUAAAGCCCCUUUCAGACAUGCACUUUGUUACCUCUACGCUGGGUAAGAGACAUCUUUUCAAAAAAAAAAAAACCCCUCUGGUCAACUUUUAUCCCCCCCAGACAGACUAGACCUGCCUGGUGUCAAGUUAACUGACGUUGUUAACAACAUUAACUAGUUUACUCUUGAAGUUUGCAAGCAUCUAUAUGACCUGAGUACCACUCAGAAACUUAAUGCAGCAAAAAAAAAAAAAAAAAAAAUCAAGAAUAUAUUGUGGAAAUAAAGCUGCCAUCACUACACUGCAAAAAAGGAAUUUCAAGAAAGGAAAACAGCCUUGUAUUAAGGAAAUAAGUCUUAUUUUUUGUACAAAAGGAAUAUUGAUCUUGUCAAGCAUUUUUGGCAUUAGAAACAUUAUCUAACUUUAAGAGAAGAAGGCUAACUUUUUGUUGAUAAGAUAUUCCAGCUAAUUUUGAGAUAGAAUGAACCAGAAAUGGAGUAGAAAAGUGUUUUACAAUGAAAUCCAGCGGAGCAACAAGAUCAUUCGUCUCAUUUUAAGAGUAAGACGUGUGUACAACUUCUCAAUUUAAGAAUGCCACGAAACAAGAACAGUAGAUUUUUUUAUUAUUAAGAUUUCCAUUGUGGGUCAUCUGAACCUGACAGAAUCUGCUGCCUCAUCCAUUAUCUGACAUAUAAAGAUGUCAGUAGGCUAGUCUGUACAACACACAACAUAAUACAAAGAACAUGCUUGCUCUCCACCUGCUUGCUUGUGGAAUAAAAAAUAUAUAUUUAAGGAGAAUGUUUCGGUAUCUUGAUUUAAGACAACAGCACUUCUAUUUGCUUUGCUGUUUUAAGAAAUUAUGUCUUUGAACUACUGUCAUGAUCAUUAAUAAUCCUAGAUUAAAGUGUAUUUUCUUGAAGUUCAUUUAUUAAAGAGACUAAAAUUCUAAUUUUAAGUUACUGCAUCUUCAUUUUUUAUUGCUUGCUGUAGAAAAAAAUAUAUUAAUAAAAGAUCUUCUAUCUAGUUUUAAGUUUCAUUUGAGUCUGUCGGGGCCAGGAAAUUUUUUCUUAUUUUGAGAAUUCUUGUCAAGCAAAAAAAGCUUACCCUGUUGGCAGAUUUUUUUGCUUUAUAAAAGAUUAUUUGAUUGAAUGUAAGAAUAUUCUGCUUCUUUCUAGUUGGGCUGUUUUUGCAGUGUAGAGGUGGACGCUGCUGCCUUAUGUCCACCUCAGCCAACGCCCUCUGCACCAUCCUACUCGAGCCUUGUUGGAGGUUGGAUGUCUGCACUUUGAGUUUCCUCACACAAAAUUGGAAAACAAGUCAAGUGUCAGUCGCAUUUAAGAUUUCAAAAACUAGAAAAAGAAAAAAAUGGACUCUGAAUGCUAAGUAUAUAAGCAUUUCUAUUUAACUGCCUCGAUUUUAAGGUUAGGGUUAUUUUUCCACCGUAGAGCUCAUCAGGUUUCUGAACAGAAGCGAAACCUCCUCCCCACUUGCUUUCCUACUAAAUCAGCAGAACUGACAGUCCGCUCAUCCCUUUUUGAUCUGUGAUUGUCCAGGUCUUCAGAGGUGAGACAGCAAGCGAGGUUCGAAUUUUUUUUCUUUGAAGCCCUCUUUCAUCCGUUACGCAACGAUUUCUGCCUUUUCUGUGUGUGUUUACAGAUGUUUGCAUCAGUUAAGAAAAGUUCUAUGACUCGAUCUUUGAAGGUGGCGUCUUAUCUUAAUAUUAAUGAACUUUUUUAGGGGGGUUGACCUCCUUUGAUGACAGGUUUUUCAUCCCGCCUUUGAGUGUGACUGCUCAUAAAUGGUGCUCAUAUAUUUACCCUUUAAUUCAGCGAGGGCACAGUCUGUUUCUUUACCAGCGUUUACUGGCCCCGCUAGAAUCAGCUGAUACAAACUCGUAAAACCAACUGAAGACGGUUCUGAAGACGCUUCUCAUUGUCUCACGAAACAGAGCUGCUGCACCUGCUGGGUGAAACAAAGUAGUUUGUCAUUACUCCCUCUUAUGCACUAGGUGGCAGUAUUCACCAAGCAUUGUGGCUUUUUAUAAAUGAACAGUCAUGUUCCAUCUGAGACAUGCUGUAACAAACAUCUGUGUAUUUCAGAGUGACAAAACAACAGAUAAUAUCAGCUUUGGUGCAAAUUUCAUGUCUGAAAGGGGCUUUAUUAUAGUGACUAUUGUUUCUGUCUGGGCUGCUUAAUGGUGUCUCACCAACUCUGCAGCUCUACUAGAGGGAACAGAGGCUACACGGUGUUUGUUUUCCUGCUCUGAACUGCAGAGGAGAGGCAGGGAGCUAGGCAGGAUCUAGAUUCUGUGCUUCACUCCUCUUAGAUCAACAGUAGUAUCACAUAGCACAAGCCAAAGGGCUCAUUUACCAUGGCAUCAAAGUCUCUUUGAAGUAGAAAUAAACUGAUUAAUAGAUCAUAUUUAGUAAACACAGAUCAGACCAGGAGGGUUAGUGGAGACAGGAUGACUUAUGUGGGUAUGUUAUUAGUUGUUUUAUACAUUUGACUGUUGUUACGGUGGUGAAGAAAUAUGUGAAAAGACCUUCAGUGAACACAGGGUCUCUUUACAUAUUGGGUGAAGACGUCAUUGAGAAUAAAUGAUUUAAACUGUGUUGAACUUGAAGUGUUUGAAAUUUUUGUUCUCUUAAUGAAAAAAGACAAUCAUCCUAAAUUUGAACUCUCUCUUCUCCCCUUUGCAGGAAGAGUUUUGGAGAUGAGAAAAGCAAACUGGACGAGGCAGAUCUAACAAACGCCCUGACGGAGAUCACUGCAGAACACAACAGUGUCAUAAAGACAAAAAACACCGAAAGCAAAGCAUGAUGGGCCAGGGAAACCCGAGCCCCUAUCCAAAACAUUUUUUGCAGCAGCAAUGUGCAAGAAACACUGCAGGAGUUUUGAUUUCCAGUGCCCUUAACUACAUAUUUGAACCAACACAUACACAAACACACACACCUGUCCAUAGGUUAGAGCGCACCGUGGCUGUGCUUUUAUUUCUGGUGUCCUACAUAAGAUGUUUUCCACACCUGAGGAAAUUAUCUUUAGGUCAUAAGAGAUUUAUUUUAUUUUUUUAUUGUAAUUUUGUUUGACCAGUCAGGAUGAUUAAGAAUAAUCCCGUAUUAUUAUGAUUGCCUGGUAUAUAAACGGAGUUAGACUCUACUUUUUAUCGUGCUUACAGUUUGUAAUGCCAUCGCGCGCAGAUAUUGGAUUAUUAGGAGAAAUGUUUAAAAAAAAAACCUGACUAUAUACAGAAAUUAUUUUUCUUAUUUUCAUGUUCAACUGUUAAAAUGUAAAACUGUUGCUUUUUUAUAGUUUGGAUUCUUACUUUUGUGGGCUAGUCUCAUUAAAUAGCUUGUCCUGCAUGUCUGACCUGCAAGCAGUUGUCAAGUUUUGUUUACAAGGUGUACGGUUUCACUUCGUCUGUUACCAGGAUGUGUCAUCUCUCACAGAUGUGCUGGCAUUGAUUAAAACAGGCCCCAGUUCAGUGUUUGGAUUAUAACCAGAUUUGUUAUGGUUAUAAAAAUACAGAAUCAACCCACACCCACCUGCAGGGGAAAAUGAGCUGACGCACACGACAACAAGUGUGCACCAUCCGAUCAGAUUUGGCCCGUUUAUUUAGAAAGUGUUUUCAGUCUGUCCCUGGCUUGCCAACGGUGUUAGUUAAAUAUAUUAAUUGAAAAAAAGAAUCCAUUCAAUAUGAAAGUUUGGAGAAAGAGGAGCAGAAUCUUAGCCAAGGAGCUCCAAAUUGAGCUAACGUCAUACAAUCUUGCGCUAAAUAUAUGCCAUGUAUUUGUCCGGGGCGCGACAACUACGAUAGCUAUUGUUUCUCCUUCACAUUAAAGCGGAUCAAAGGUCUUGCUUCGUGCUUUGAGUUUUACAUCUGAAGCAAAAAAAACAAAUAAAUAACAAAGCAUUUUUGUACUAUUUAAAAACUACAAAGAUUUCUUUUCCAUUUCCUGCCUGCAAGCUUGUGCACUGUGCCUGUGUGUCAAUAGAUUGUCUUGUCAUCAGUUUCUAUGAUAAUCUGCAUAGCUUUGUCGUGAGAGAUUUAGCCUCUUCUUUUUGAUUUGAUAUAUUGUAUUACUAGAAGAAAAGUAUGAUAAAUGGACUAAUGUGGUCAUAUAACACGUGUAGUGUGUAAAACUGUCCGUCUCUGGUCACAGCACUAUAUAUUGCCAGCUAUAUUGAAGGAAGGUGUUUUGAACCUUGGCAUGAAUUCAUAAUGUAUAACUCCAGGCAGAUUGAGCUGCCCAUGUUUGUAUGAGGUAAAAAAAACUCUCAUGGAUUUAAUGAGUGUAACAUUUGGGGCUUGUUCUGGCAUAUCUACAUAUCUGAUUUUCUUUUCUCCCCCCUGAAAUUGUAAUCUGAGUGUUCUGUAAUGUGGAUUUUGAUUUAUUUUCUUUCUUACUUUCUUUUAUUUUUGGUACUUUUUGUCUUUUUGUACAAAAACCACUCACCAAGAGCGACGACUCGACAAGCUGGCAGGAAGCAGGGUGGUCAACUUGAGACAGAUGAUCAAACUACUUUUAAAAAGCUUUAGAUUACAGACAUUUUAUCAGAGGAUCUUGAAACAGAUGUAAGGUAUAUGAAGGCAGAUGAAAAAAAUAAGCUUUACUCACCAUGUACUCCACUGCUGUUACCAGACCACCUUGCUCCCUCUGUCUCUGAAUGCUCCUUUUGGUUUUAUUGGGUCAAACUCAGAAAAUAUCUGUUGUGUACAGUCUGAGUGCUAACCCGUUUACAAAAUAAUAAAAAAGGUUUCUCAAACUAA